AUGAACAGCCCCAUCAGCGCCAGCAGCAACCUGAACGCGGACUCCUCCUCGGCGCCCGCCAAGGCGAUCAACGCGGUCAUCAUCCCCAUGACCAUGGAGGUCCCCUGCGACAGCGGGCAGCGCAUGUGGUGGGCCUUCCUGGCCUCGUCCAUGGUCACCUUUUUCGGGGGACUCUUUAUUAUCCUGCUCUGGAGGACCCUCAAGUACCUGUGGACCGUCUGCUGCCACUGUGGGGGCAAGGAGAAGGUAACGUUUCUCUUCCCGGGUUCUCCCGCUUGAGGGCCGCUUCACACGUUGCCUAGCGCGGGGCUGGAAGCUGAGGUCGUGCAAAGCGCGCACAUUCGUGUGUCUUGCAGUUGUCUUCUCCAGGGAGCUGCGAAUGGCCGUGGAGUGGGGGGAAGGUGAGGGUUUACACCUGCAGAAUGUGUGAAGCGGCCCUUCUAUCCCUGGUGUUAUUUGCAACUCAUUUCAGGGAAACUUACAAAUAAACUGUAUGUUAAGAUUGCAACCGUGCAGCUGGAGCCGUUGUGUGUUGACAGGGAAAUGGGUCCCAGUGAGUUCAGAGGCUUCAUUCUUGAGGGCAUCUGCUUAGGAGAGCAAGUGCUUUUGAAUGUCACAUGCAGCUCAGUCCUUGGGAACUGCAGCCUUAGUCCCAAGUAAACUGCAAGGGAUGGGAAGAUUCAUUUUCUUUCCUUCACUUCUUUUAGUCCUUUCUGAUUUACUGUUACCUUUCUCCAUGUUUUCCCCAUGCCCCUUUGUUUACUAUUCUCUUCAUUUCCCCCUUCCAUUUUCCCUUUCUUCCUCUUCUGAUACUGUUUUCCAUAUAUUGAGUUUUAGCGUUAAUAGAAGUCAUAGUAACAUCAAAGGUUUAUUGUUACUCUAACACAAUGACAGUAAUUCAACCUCCUGCCUUCUAACCAUCAUCAGUUCAGCAAGAGUUGUUUGUUGUGUGUUUGCUGCCCCAGGUUGACUCCUGCUGCUUUGGUACUAGGAGAGCAGUGGGCCUUUGUUGUUGUUGCUGCAUGAAAAGUUAAAGAAAUCCUCAAAAGGCAAUAGCCUCAGAUUCUGGAUAAAAUUGUGUCGGCCAGCAGUUCAGUAGUGGUCAUGGGUGAGCUGAGGUUCAAAGCUUGAGACUUCUUUUGUCUGAAGUGGACAGGGAGUCUUCAGAACAGUGGUGGUGGUUCCUCUUUUCCUUGUUGAAUGAUGACUUCAGCUACUCCUCCCCACCUCACACAAACAGGCUGAGAAGGAAACAUACCUUGGCAGUAAUAAACUUGCUACCCAAUUUGCUCUAUUAUUGCUGCCAGGUCUCUCUUGCACUCCGAUGGGUUUGACUUUCUAACGGCAAGUACUGUCGAUUUUGCUAUGUCCAAAUCACAUUUUGUUUGGUUUAGCCAUAGGUGGUAACAAAUCAAUGGAUAAACUAGCUAACAACAUGGAUUCGGUGGCCCCCAAAGUUACAAAUGGUAACUCAGAAUAUGUAUAAUCCAAUUCAAGAGUUUUACUGCCCAUUCAUGUUAGAUCUAAUGACAGUGAAUGCGUUUUGGUGAGGAAAGGGGGAAUUCGGGAUUUGCCAUUUGCAAUACUUGCCACAAGUGAUGGCAGACUGUGAAAAUAGAUGUAAAGAAAACACAAAGAAGACAUUUAAAUGGGUGAAUAUUCCUGAAACAAUCACACACUGCCCACCCCUUCUCGUUCACCCCUGUUUCUUCCCAUUUAAUCAAAAUCUUGCUCCCUGUAAGGUCAGAAUUCAAAUUGAGCCACUCUGUAUGGCUCUUUCCCGCCUUCUUUGUAAGCAGAAUCCAUGUGGAAUUGUCAUCUGCCAUGGAGGGAGAAUCCCAUAAGCACUGUAGAGGCAGAAACAUUAUAGCUUGCCAGAAGUAUUGUUGUGGAAGAGACCUGGCCACAUUGCCCCCCUUAAGGUGACUGCUGAAAACUGUCAAGUAAAAUAACUGAGCAAUAGGUGGUGGGAGGAAACAGGUCUGAAUCUACACACAAAUGUCGAUGGAGCCAGGAUUUUGAGUAUCUCACCCUCUCUGAAAUCCAUGGGAUCCUUGCCCAUUGCAUUCCAUUAACUCAAGACAUUUGGGAUUUCGGCUGUCCGAAAACACAUUUUGGGCAGAAUCCUGUGAGGAGUUACUCCCAUGCAAGCUCCAUGAAAGAAGCAGAGAGCUACAGAGGAGCACACCACUGGGGUUUCUUUUGCUGGUGCUUGUGCAGGAAGGCUUCCCACAGGAUUGUGCUGAUUGAUUUCAGUGGGCCGAAUAUUUUGUGGUCUCUCCAGUUACUUUGGGUGCAAGCCCCCCAUUGAUUUCAAUGGAAUUUACUUCUGCAUUUGUGUGUUAUGCUCCCAUACUUGGGCUACAGCCGACCUAGGAUUGGUCUUGGAAAUAUUGUCCCUGAUCCAGAGCAAGCUUCUCACUCCUGAGACCCACUGAAAUGGCAGCUCACAACUAACUUGUGCUGUUGAUUUCAGUGGGACGGAAGCACAACUAGGACUGCAGUCCUAAACCACACUUAUUAGGGAGCAAGCGCAUGGAACACAGUGAGAAUUACCUUUCUGUAGACUUGCAAAGGAUUGCUAUGUAAAUUUCUCUGGACUGGGUCAGUCAGUGGCUAUCCUGUGCAUAGUUGGGUUACUCCUAUCCCAUUGACUUUGGUAGGAUUUAAGCAGCCUCAUUUUGUUCAGGAUUGUAGCCCUAGUCCCAUGAUGUACAGACACCGCCUCUAGAGCCCUCUGCCCUCCACUUGAGCAAAAGAAGUCCCAUACCACUUAUGCAAAACAAGCCAUACUGAGCCAUGAGCUACACUGAGCAAGUCAGCCAGCCACUGCGUUUUGCUGCCCGACUCCAUCUCCUGCUCACUGGCUGUAGGUCUCUGCUGCUGUGAGACUAGAAGUAAAAAAAUAAGACUGGAAAACCAACACCUGCGGAAAAUCCACACCUCUCACCAAUGUUUCAUGUGUUAUACCAGUGAUGCAGAACCUUUGGCUCUCUGGAUGUUGCUUAACUACAGCUCCCAUCAGCCUCUGCAAGCAUUGCCAAUGGCCGGGGGUGAUUGGAGUUGUAGUUCAGCAACAUGUGGAGGGCCAAAGGUUCUCCAUCAAAUCUGGCAAAUGAUGGAACAUGGUAUAAGCAAAAUUUCUUGGUUCGUGCUGCUUCUGUUCCCCAUACACCUGAGGGCGAUGGGGGCGACCACUGCUGAAAGGUGAAAAAAUAGCAAAGUUGUCUCAAGGCAGCUCAUUUUUCAUAUAUAUUUGUGUGAACCUGUUGACUUGGCUAAUCGUUAUCCUUCUGCAUUGGAGACACCCUCUUGGUUGUCCCUCCCUGGGCCCAUUUGCACAUGCAUGCCAUUGCCAGAUGUGCAGCUCGGCAUGUGAAUGGACUCAGUUGCAUUUGAGAUGUGAAACGUCUCCUUUCUCAUCAAGUGAUGAGCAGAUAUGUGUGAAUCAGCCCAGUGAAUGUGAGCAGUGCCAACCCUGCCAUCUCCCUUCCGCCUCAACCUUUAGAGGCCCACUAAAACCUGGAGCAUGUCAGCUUUAACAAAAAAAUCCAUCAAGAAAAAGCUCAAAAGGGACGUCUCAGGGAAGCAAAGUGUUGCCUCUUCACUGCCAGCUUCCUGUAAAGGGAUGACUUGACUCUUGCUAAGGACUUUAACAUCAUGCCAACUUUUUAUUUCUCACCCCCCUCCCACUCCCCCUUUGCUUAAUACAUAGCCUGAUGAAGAGUUCUGGAGAACUCAAAUCCUUGAUUGUUAUUUUGUGAUGGUUGGGUAGGUCCUAAUAAAUAUAUUUCCCCACUGUGGAUUUGAGAUUCUUGUCAAGGCAAACAGUGAAGCCAACAGCCAUUUCCUGCUCAGUGGGAUUACUCCAAACGAUGUGUAAUGUGGCUUAUAGCUGCCUUGUUAGGAUUUCCCCUUCCAGUUUUAUGUAUAGCUACCCAGAAGGUAAAAUAUGCUUCAAAUGCCAUCCCAUUUUGAAGGUUAGGAAACAGAGUAUAAUGAGGAUCCCCACCCACCCACCCCAGUCCUUGUAAGAAUGCUUUUUAGCUAAACCAGUGUUAAUGCUCUAUAUUUGCUAACGUGGCAUCUGACAGGCUAUUUGGACCCUCCAAAAUAGACCAGCAGCUGGAGUUUCUCCCUUCCCCUUUUCACAUUUUUCGGAUUACGAAUGGAAGAAUAGAUCUGCUUCAGCUAUUCCUGGCACCCAGCUACACAAAAAGCACCCAAACCUUUUAAAUAUAUAUGGUUGCUAGGUUGCUGUCAUGAUUUGACAUUCAGCUAUCGGCUUCCCCUGCUUCCCCCAAGAUAUGGCAUAACCUGGCUGUGCAAACGUGGAUUCAUUUUUAUUUUUAAUUUGAAAGUGGUGAUGAAGUAGGGAUGCAUGUGUGUCUGUGUGAUGACAGAAAUAACGCUGCUAUGCUGAGAAUUAUGAAUGCAACCUUGAGAAAGUUAAAUCCCAUCAAAAUAGGUGGGGACUCAAAUAUGCUUUAUACACGGCAUCUUGUGCAAUUACUUACUAAUUUCUGAGGUGUUGUUUUGGGUGGGAGGGUGUAGUUAAGUCGUAGAAUGCUCAGAGUUUCCUAAAAGUGCCUAUGAUCUUCCAGCCGAUGAAUUGCCAUCAUUUCAAACUGGUUUUACUCUGGAAAGGAUGCUAUCAUAUGCUAUGGGGUAAUUUGAAGCUUUAAAAAUCAUUUUGACUUGCUAAGUAAAUAACAGCAAUAGCCUUUUCCUGCUGAAGAGAUUCUUUUUGUUAUGGGGAAAUGGAAAUGUGAGUUUUUGGAAAGGAAGAUUUGUUGGGGCUGUAACACUCGUCUCUAUUUAUAUGAUGACAAAUGUAUAUUUUUGAAGAGAACUGGCUCCUCAGAAAGGAAAGCCAAAUAGCUAGAUAGGUCUGAAGGAGUUUCCUAUCUUUCUCUCUCUAUGUUUAAAGGUAAAGGUAAAGGGAUUGCGGUGCUCAUCUCGCUUUAUUGGCCGAGGGAGCCGGCGUACAGCUUCCGGGUGAUGUGGCCGGCAUGACUAAGCCGCUUCUGGCAAACCAGAGCAGCGCAUGGAAACGCCAUUUACCUUCCCACCACAGCGGUACCUAUUUAUCUACUUGCACUUUGACGUGCUUUCGAACUGCUAGGUUGGCAGGAGCAGGGACUGAGCAACGGGAGGUCACUCUGUCGCGGGGAUUCGAACCGCCAGCCUUCUGAUCGGCAAGCCCUAGGCUCUGUGGUUUAACUCACCGUGCGACCCGUGUCCCUCUCUCUAUGUUUAUAUAUAUUAAUAAAUAUAUUCAAGUGCUUUCCUUUGUUUGUUGCAAGAAACAUAUUUAAGGAAGUCCAGAAGUCAACAAAUACCCAGAAAUUGUUCGGAGAUGAUUACCAGCACUACCUACCGUAUAUUUCCUUUGAGCACCUGAUCCCAAAGUUACAGAACUGAACCAAGUACCUAUAGUUCUUCUGUUGGUUGCCAGGUCAUCCUCGUGGACUCGGUUGUAGGAACAAGUUCCCACCCUUUGAAUGUCCAGCAGUAUUAACAAUUUCUACAGCCAGAGUGGGCUCUUAGUUAUAUGCCCCACUUGCCAAGGCAGUUAACCCUGCAGCAUCUCUCAAAGAGUCGCUGAUAAAUCUGGAGAGUCACACAUCUCCACUUUAUCUCAUUCACCGUCAGUAGUACAGGGUGGCUGAAUUGUGCUUUACUGUGCUGUGCUUAAAGUCCAAGAGAAACUGCAGAGAUGGCAGUCCUCCUGGCAUGCUGCCCUCCCUAAGCCCCUGAGCAAGCUAAUAGCUGACACUUCAUAAACUGUCUUUGAAAAGAAGCCUUCUCAUUCAAAACUGAAAGCACAUAUUGCACAGUCGAACAUUAUUUUUGAACAUGCCAUAUAUUGUUGAUGUUUCCUGGCCAGGUUGUAUAUUGUGUAGGUUUUCUUACUGCCUUUCUCUAGCUAACAUUAUUGACAUUGAAAGGCCUAUGUGUCCUUCUGGUCUGUUGUUUUAAAUAUACAUUUCAUAUCAUUAAAAUGUGUCCCUUGGUUGAGUAAUUGUACACAUUUACAAAAUACAUGGCCGUUGGGCUGUCUUCAUUUCACCAAAACUUGAUUUGUUUUCUUUUUCUUCUAACUCUCCUUCGUCACUGUUCAGCCAUAUGAGCUUCAGACCAGUAUUGGUUGGAGAAUGCCUAGUAUGGUUUCAUGCAUUCAGUUUCCUCUCUUGUGAGAGCUCUUUUCUCUAAUUUUCUGAAUGCUCCAUCUUCUCAGUAUGUUAGAAAGCCCCAACCAGGCCCUUCAACAUUAGGCAAAUUGAGGCAUGCACCUCUGGCAGUGUUUUGGGGUGUCAUUAAAAAUCAGGAAAUUAUGUUAUUUCAUUUAUUGUUGUUGUAUUUUUUUGGCCAUUAAAGGGGCUACACAAAUACCCGCUUAUUUGAUUUUCUGCCUUGUUACUGCCCAAAUAACUUGUUUAGCUGUGCAUACUUUGCACCUUAAGGUUUCUGAUGCCAUGGUAUAAUGGAAAGGGAAGAAAGGGAGAAUGGGUAAGGUUUAUUUCCAACAGGGGAUGGAACAAAGCAAAAACUUUCACUAUAUUUAGGAACAGUCGGCCCUCCAAUGUGCGAAAGGAAAUACAAAGUCGCUGAAACAAAAAAUAAAAAUAAAUAAGAUUGCUCACUCCUGGGUGACACCCCUUGCUUUCAAUCCCACACAUCUUAGUUAUGUGAGGGUUGGUUUCUGCCGUGUAGAGAAAUGAUUUUAUGCCUGGGAGCAAACAAAUUCAGAUCUGUGAGUGUCUGUCUGGCAGAGGGCAGAGGAAAGCAAGUGGGAGAUUUUCAAAGACACCCGGAUUUUCUAAACAGAGUUGUACUUUUAAGGGUAUAUGUUGGGGCAGGGAGCAUAUUCUACAAUACAAACCUCUUUAUAAGCUUUAUAUUAAUGUAACUAUCAUGGCUCCCUCCACAGAAUUCCCCCAAUGAUUCCUGGAGAGGUGCUAAUAAUUCCAUGGUGUUGUAGUUGUUGUAGUUGUUGUCAGUAGUUAGUUAGUUAGUUAGUUAGUUAGUUAGUUAGUGUCACCCUUCAUCUUUAGAUCUCAGGGGGGUUCACAGCAUAAAAAAAAACGUAAUAAAAACAGCUCUCAUAAUCCCCAGGCAGUAUGUGCCUAAUGGUCAGGGAUGAUAGAAACUGCAGUCUGAAACAUCUGGAGGGCAGCAGGUGGAGGAAAGCUGACUGGGAUUUAAGGCACUGCUUCCAUACAAGAGGUAGAAGCAGAUCAGCCAAAGAAGACCCACAUUAUCCAUUGCUGAGCUGCACCAUUUCAGAUUGCAAGUGUGUCUGUGGGAAGAUGUCAAAUGCUUGAAUCUCUCCCACAUAAAAUCCUCCUCCUUGCAAAUCAUACAAAUGAACAUACUAGAGAGAAAAAAGAAAGAGAGAGGUUCUGGCCAUUUUCCUGGCAAAGCAUGCUGGUAUUGUAUACAGUGUGGGUUUUUUUUAAUUAUUAAAGGAGGCAUCUUUUUGAACAUAAGGGCCUAGUUCCCAUGACUUUAUUCUCACUGCAUGCUGCAUCAGGAGAUUAGUAAAGGUAAAGGUACCCCUGCCCGUACGGGCCAGUCGUGUCCGACUCUAGGGUUGUGCGCCCAUCUCACUUAAGAGGCCGGGGGCCAGCGCUGUCCGGAGACACUUCUGGGUCACGUGGCCAGCGUGACAAAGCUGCUCUGGCGAGCCAGCACCAGUGCAGCACAUGGAAACGCCGUUUACCUUCGCGCUAUAAAGCGGUACCUAUUUAUCUACUUGCACUUAAGUGUGCUUUCAAACUGCUAGGUGGGCAGGAGCUGGGACCGAAAGAUGGGAGGUCACCCCGCCGCGGGAAUUCGAACCGCCGACCAUACGGGCAAGUCCUAGGCACUGAGGUUUUAUCCACAGCGCCACCCGCGUCCCCCGCAUCAGGAAAUUAGUACUUGAUUAAUCUUCCCCUGUUUGCUUUUACUAAAUGCAGCUAUAGUGAGGGAAAGGAACUGCUAAUUUGACUUCACAUGCAACCUGGAGGCAUUUUAACACUUCCCUCCCUGCACUGCUGUCCCAAUCCCUUACCUCCUCACCCUUUUCUUACAUUUUGCUGGUGGGUAGAAUGCAGUUGCCUGCAUUAUCAUUUCUUCUCAAAUAGCAGCUUGGGGGUAUGUGGUUUAGACUGGCACAAUAGGAUGGGGAAACAGAGUUGAAAAUCCCUAAGCCACUUCCCUGUUCAAAUUAGCAGCCUCUCCUUCCUUGUGGCUGCAUUAAGUUUAAGGAUAGACAGAAGAUAAACCAUUGGUGUGGUAUAACAUGUAGUUUGGUUCUCACUGAGAGGUGAUAAACCUUUGUCUGGAAGUACCACUUCAAACUGCAGGUGGGAGCUCACAUAACUGAGCGUUCCUUCCUACAAAAGCAAAAAAGAAACCCAAAUUUUUCUUGAACAUUUAAAAAACAACAAUUAGUAUGUUGGGGAGGGGGGAAGAAUCUACACAGCCAUUCUAUGUGCAGGGGCCCCCUACCCCUUGUAUAGAGAAGUAUUCAGUUGUUUGAAUCCCUACUUGUAGCUGGGUUAGGGUUAGGGUUAGGGUUAUUCAGCAGAGCCGAGUAAUAUAUAUAUAACUAGUGAUUUCUCUAUUAAAGAUAUGAAUUGAAUUAUUAAUGUCAGUUUUUAAAAGUACAGUAUAACUGUGCAAUUUUAAGAUGUACUGGUUGCUUGUAUGAUCUAGGGAGAAAUAUGUAUUGUGUUUGAUGUUCUUCCCUUAACCUGGGUCCUGGUUUGUAUCUAAAAAUGGGAAAAAAAUAUUGGGGAAUUAGAUGAAUUUUUAUUCAUGGGUUGUUGCUCAUGACAUUGUGAUAUAAAGUGUAUAAAUGCAAGGAAUAGCACAUCAGAUGGCCCAUAAGCAUUCUAAUUGUGAGCUUGGGUGAUCACAUGAUCACCCAGGCUGAAGGCAGCCCUGUUUAGGGAAGCUUUUAAUGUUUAAUAGAUUAUUGUAUUUUAAUAUUCUGUUGAAAGCUGCCCAGAGUGGCUGGGGAAACCCAGCCAGGUGGGCAGGGUAUAAAUAAAUUACUCCUACUCCUACUCCUACUCCUACUCCUACUACUACUACUAUUAUCUGUUUGGAAGCAAAACAGGACUACCCAAAAGUAAGCAAAUGGUUUCUACCUGGGUAUCAUUGGUAUGCAGAAGUACACACACCUGUAAAUUAAAAGAAAAAUAAAUUUUACCCCAAAGGAUUUAUGCACUGGCAGGAUUUACAGAAAACUGAUGGCGGUGGAUCAAAGAGAUAAGAAAACAGUGAUUAACUUGCCUCUACUGUCAUUCCAGAAGCGGCUUAGUCAUGCUGGCCACAUGACCCGGAAGCUGUACGCCGGCUCCCUUGGCCAGUAAAGCGAGAUGAGCGCCGCAACCCCAGAGUCGCUCCCUUUACCCUUUACCUUUACCGUCAUGCCACAACUUCCUCUUACUGUGUAGUAAUCAAAUGCUCAGGUUCACAACUAGUUGUCAGCCCUAAAUCUGAUCCCACUAAUAUAGCCCAGCAGAGGAAAGGCCUCAGGGUGGGAGGAAAAGGGGGAAAGCACCCCCUCACAUUCCAGGCAUGUUGUUGAAGGUCCCAUAAAACACUGCCCGUUUGUACUAUUUAUGUUCAUUCUGCACUGUGGAGUUGGACGUUUCGGCAUUGGAAGGAAACGUCCGUGGUUACUGGUUGAUUCCAUAAUCGUCUGAAUUUCUUGUGAUGUUUCCAGCAGGUCUGUUUGCACUACACCUUCAGAACCCAGGUCAGGGUGACCUGAGGUGCACCUGAUUCUGCUUGUGGCUCAGACCUGCAAUGUCCUGGAGUCUUUCCAGUCUUCUGGAUAAUGUUGGCGGCAUCUGGAGUUGAUCCAACAUUGCCUUGCUUCAACCAGGCUGUGGGCACAAUAAGGUGCUAAAGCCCCACCCUUACCUUAAGUCACUUGAUAGCAGUUAACCAUUGAAAUGGCAUGGGCACAGUUUGCCCUUAUGUAGUAAAGCCCAAUACCUUGGCUUGAGGAUUGCUUAUUUACUUAUAUCGCAGACCCUCCAAGUGUCCCUGUUUUCCAGGGACAGUUCCUGAGUUACAGAAGAUGUCUCGGUUUAUGGUUUGAACUUGGAAUGUCCUGCAUUUCCUUAGGACGUCGUCCCUAUUUUCAUUGGAGAAAUGAUGGAGGGUAUGGAGUUAUCCAACCUGCCAUCCGUAUAGAGGGAUUUGUUUUCAUAGUUAAUGUUUUAUUAUGGUUUUAUAUAUGUUGCAAGCCGCCCAGAGUGACUGGGACAACCCAGUCAGAUGGGCAGGGUAUAAUAAUAAUUAUAAUAAUUAUAAUUAUUUGAAUAGGACAUCCUUAUUUUCACAGGAGAAAUGUUGGACAGCAUGAUAUCGGGGUUGGGGGACAUGUGGCCCUCCAAAUGUGGCUAAACUACAACUCCCAUCAUAGUGAGCAUUGACUGGGGAUGCAGCUGAUUGGAACUAGAAUCCAGCUACAUUUUGUGAAGGGAGGAAAAACUUUGGCUGUGUGGUAAUCUUGUGGUGUUGCUGGAUGCAUGUUAGAAGAGUGCUUAUCUGUGGCCCUCGUGAUAUUAUUGGACUACAACUCCCAUCAUCACGGGCAAUUUGCCAUUGUGGUUGGGCCUGAUGAGAGUUUGAGUCCAACAAUAUCUGGAGGCUGGUCCAUUAGGGCGAAUGGGGCACUACCCCACCAGCUUCAGUCAGUCUCCACCUGCCUGUCUUCUUAAAACCAGUUGGGGUCUGGGGUGGCACUGGUUGUCAGCUUCUUCCCCCUCAGUCUCUGUGUUGCCCCUUGCAGAACUCAGCAGGGAAGAGGAUGUCUCUGUCAUUGGCUCUAGUGCCCUCUGCAAUUGGGCACCCUGCUUUCUAGUCUUAAUGGGCAACAGCCACCCCUGUUUGGAGGGCCCCAGAUUCCCCAUCCCUGGCUCAUCACUUCUUCCUUUUCUGUCAGCACAGGCUAAAUGGUACUACAGCUGAAUCAAACAGCAAAGCAGGUGAGGAUUGUGCAUGCCAGUGCCCCUCUUGAAUUUGGUGUGAUGUGGCAACAUGAGAAUGGGCCUUUUCUGUGGUGGCUCCCUGACCAUGGAAUGCUCUUCCCAGGGAGGCUCACCAGGCGCCAUCAUUACAUAUCUUUGGGCACCAGGCAAGAACUUUGCUCUUUACCCAGGCCUUUGGCCAUUAUAUAACAUAGGGCCUGUUAAAGGUAAGGGGGGCAGAUAUUAUGAUUAUUUUAUUAUUACGCUGCCUAUUACUAUGCUUUGUAUAAUUUUUUUUAUGCUCUGUAAAAUGUUUUUAAUGUUGUAUAUCACCCUGGGAUCUUUUGAUAAAGGGUAAUAUAUAAAUUUUGUAAUAAUAAUAGAAGACAGUUUAUUAAAUCAUUUAUUAUAUUUAUGUAUUUAACACAUGACCUUUUUUUUAAAAAAAAGAAAUGUAUCAAGGGUUCUUUAUUGACGUAUCAGAUUUUAUGCUAUGCCAGCCUUGUGAAUUGUGGAAGACCACCUGUAUUGCUAUCCAAAGUAGAACAGAGAGUCUCUCCACUAUGAAUGUUGGAAGGUGGCCAGCAAGCUUGCAGCUAGACAUUUUGGGGCACUUUGGGGAGAUCCCUUGUCAGUCAAUGUGAAGCAGCAAAAACCUAAAUUGGAUACAUUUACAGUCUUUCAGAGUGCAAACCGAUCUCAAAAGUAAGUCUCAUGGAAGGCUCGGUAUAGGAUUGCAGCUUAAAUGUAUCGAUAGAACCUGAGUUAGAUUUCAAGUACCAGGUGUCAAAACGCAUGCUCAGGUGCCCUAGGGUGACUGAUCACUGGCUGGGCACCCAUUUUCUCCUCCUGUUUCUCCCCUUCCUUUACCUGGGGCAAAUUCAUUGUUUCCAACGGACUCACAGUGCACUAAUGUUGACCUAGCUCCAGAUUUCACCAUCCCCUAGUCAUAUUUUGUUGCUGCUGAAGUUAAGGAAGAAAGGAAAACUAACACAGAAGAAGGGUAAAGACAAAGUUUAUUUAACCAAGAGAGAUAAUCGUAGAGUUGGAAGGCCUGAGGGUCUUCUAGUCCUCCAUUUCAGGAAUAUCAACUAGAUUAUACAUGACAGAUGGCCAUCCAACCUCUGCUUAAAAACUUCCAGGGAAGAAGCAUCUACCUCUUGUGAGACUGAUCGAACAGAUAUUACUGUCAGAAAGUUUGUCCUGAUGUUUAGUCAGAAUCUCAGUUCUUGUAACUUGAAACCAUUGGUUUGGGUCCUGGUCUCUGGAGCAGGACAAAACAAGCUUGUUCCAUCCUCCAUAUGACAGCCCUUUAGAUAGGAUAUGUUGUCAUCGGUGAGAGAGAGAGAGAGGCAGAACUAUCAAGAGAGCCACCUCUGCAGAUCUUAACACCUGAGAGAGUCUGUUGGACGGAAACAAUAUUUCAGAUAUUGGGGACCUAAGUUGGAUAUGGAAGGAUGAUGGGCUUUUAUGAAAAUAAGUUCAGUCAAUGAAGGGUUAAUUUUAUUCAGGCCCAGGACAAGCUCCUAGAAUCGAAGAGUUGGAAGGGACCCUGAGGUCAUCUAGUCAAAUUACCUGCAAUACAAGUAUCUUUUGCUCCAUGUGAGGCUCGAACCCACGACCCUGAGAUCUACUGACUGAGCUGCUUUGUUGACUGAUCUCUACUGACUGAGCUGGUCGUUCCUUGCAACUUCCCCUCUCCCGCCCCUUGAAAGGCAUUUGGGUGUCUGCAUAUUUUCUCUUAUAUCACACUUUCAUUUGGAGAGAGAGGAAGAGAGAGACAUGAAAAUUUAGGAAGGCAGCCUAGUAUAUUUCUAUUUUCUCACUGGCUUUGACUCUGGAGACCAGCAGUACCCUUAAAUGCAUGACGCUUAAUAUAGAAUCUCUCCAAGUGCCAGUGGGCAUCAUGCACAUUUGCCCAAACCCAACUCUGAACCACAUGGCAGCUGUUUCUGUGAAAACAGAUGUUUUGGGGAGUCGUCUUGACCCGCCUUUGAUUCAAAUUACAGAUGGUCUUAGGCUGGAAUAACCAAAACAUGAAAUGAAUAACCUUCUACGUUGGUUCUCAAGUGAACUAGCCUACUUAUUUUGGUUAAAGCUUUCAAGAAAGCGCCAGGGUAUUUUAAACAUUUUAAAAAUAGGUUUCUUAGGGGGUCCAUGGCUCACUGGCAGAAUACACUUUCUGCAAGCAGGAGGUCACUGGUUCAACUCUUGGCAUCUUCAGUGAAAGGACUGUAAGUUGUAGGAGCAGUAGAAAGGAUUGUCACUAAAAUGCUUCCAAAAAACAAACCAAACCAAACCAAACCAAACCAAACCAAAACAAAACACCAAACCUCAAGCAAACAUCUAGCAUAACAAAGAGAGCACUAGAAAUCUCAGUCCUUUGCCAUCUCAGGAACUGGUCUCUAGAGCCCCUAUGCAAGACCUGGGCUGGAACUGUUCCAGCCCUUUGUGAACUGGAAUAUAUGUAAAACAUAGACGUGACUCAAACACCACAAUGACCUUUGCCUUAGACUUUGAGUAAUUGUUGCUGAACGUUGGAGUACAUAAGAGUAGACUACAUGUUCCAAUGUUCUGACUGUAAAUUGUAGCUUAAUAUAGCUUGAAUGCACCAGUAUGCCAUCAUGAGCACAAAUAUGCAUACUUUCACAAUACAUCGGAUGUCUGGUGCCCACAAUACCUGGGGAUUGUUGUUAUUGUUUGACAGAUGCACAUUUCAGAAUGGUUACCUGGGCUAAUUCAUACAUGAACAUUGCUCCAUGUUUCAUUUGUUGAUGAUUCAUAUUGAGAACUGCUUUCAUUGGAAGGAAAAGUAUUGUGCUUUAUAUAAUGAGCUGAUAUGAUGAGAUCUUUUGUCUGAGGUGUUGUGAUAGGGGGUGAAUGUUUUCAGCUGCCUCAUCCGAUAUUUGGUGUUGUAUCCAUCAAUCAACCAAGCCUUCACAUAUUCAUUUACCUCACUAAGCUUGCCAAAUGUAAACUUUAGCUGGCUGGAUCUUAUAAAUAUAUUAGAAAUACUUUUAAAAUUAUAUUUUUAAAGAAGGUUAGUAUGUACUGUGUGGUCACAAAAUACAUACCGGUAUUUGGUCUAAGAGAACUCUAGCUAUUCACCAAGAAAAGAUGAAAUCUGAACUUUGUGCAGAUUAUUGCAAAUCUACAAAUCUAGCAUGUCUUACUCUGCUGAAGUUAGUCACAGGAAGGAGCUAUGACUUAUGCAGAACAUUAUAACCUUGUCCCCCCUCCCAACUACUGGAAAGUCUCUCUCUGGCUUUUGAGGUUUCACAGAGCAUUGCUCUUAUAUGUUUGCAAUUGUCUUUGAAGUUAAAUGGAGUAGAAUUUUUUUCUCAGCAAGCCUUUCCAUCUAAAAUGACAAGCAGCACUAGAGAACAGAUCUCAGUCUUGGACAGUGGUUUCCGUUCCCAGUCUGGUAGGUAAAAGUAGGGAAAGAGAUCAAUAUAUUCGUCUUCAUGUGGCUGAAAAUGCUGCAAGUGGUGGCUGUCUGCAGGAGGUGAAUGAGAAAAGGCAGAUGUUUCGAUCUGACCCCAGGUGCUGCCUUGGUUGCAUGAAAAGGUUGAGAAAAGUGAGAAAGUGACAGGAUAGAAGGGGAUAAAGAGGGAAGAAAAGACUGGUGGAGCAGGGAUAUGUAUCUAUGGGCAGCUGGGUAUGAGACCGGGCACGUUGAAGGCAAAAACCUAUGACUAGUUCAUACGUAUGUGUACAACACUGGAGUACUCUUCAUUCAGGCCAUCAUCACCUGAUAUUGCAGUCAUCAAGUGAUGAACAUUUGCGAGAGAACCAUCCUACCAAAUAAAGAAGAAAGACUGAGAGGGAAAGAGGCUGCCUAAGUGCUGUGGGUGAUUCAGCCAGAGUGGCGGGUGGGCGGGCUUAGGAUGUGCCCAGUGGAUGCUUUUCCUGAGAUAUGACGGCAUUUGGGCUUGCAAAAUAUUUCACCCACUUACCAAGGCUGGCUUUCCCACUCAAGCCAAGUGCCAAAUGCUCUCUGCUAGGCAAUCAAAUAAUGGAUACAAAUACGCAAAUGUAAUUGUAAUGUUCUCUGAUCUUUCAGUGAGUCAGGUACCAGCCAGCCUGCAAGAGAUGAAGCAACCGUGUUUACACCUCUCACUCCUAUCUGUGACAGUUUACAACCAGCUGCCUCCCUGUUCAUUUAUCUUUUCUCCUGCCUCGCAGGGAAUGUUGCAUCUCCAAUUGCUUAGCCAUUUAAUAGCACACAGAGGAAAAAGAGAAUAUCUAAGUUACACCCGUGAAGCAUGUUGAACGAAACAAAUCCGUUUUAUUCUCCAUACUACUAGUCAAAUUAUGAUGCAGAAAGAUGAUGCAAACUAUCCUAUUUGCUGAAGGAUCACAGAACAUGAGCCUCAUGAAGCCACUGGAGUUUUUGAUUCCUGGAGCACAAUAUCACAACACUAAAUAGGUUUCUUAGGGGCAAGGGGAAGCCAUGUGAAUCUGGGAGGAAAAAGUAAGGAAAGAAAAACAUUGUUGCUCAGUCCAGGUAAAUAUAUACAGCAGUAAAUAUAUAGCAGUAAAUUACAGUGGUACCUCGGGUUACAGACGUUUCAGGUUACAGACUCUGCUAACCCAGAAAUAGUACCUCGGGUUAAGAACUUUGCUUCAAGAUGAGAACAGAAAUCGUGCGGCGGCGGCGGGGCGGCAGCGGCAGGGACGCCCCAUUAGCUAAAGUGGUACCUCAGGUUAAGAACAGUUUCAGGUUAAGAACAGACCUCCAGAAUGAAUUAAGUUCUUAACCCGAGGCACCACUGUAAUGGAAUGCAACUUCCUUACAUUUUUUUGUGUGCUUACGGCUGUGAAGUUAGGCCUGAAAAUGUGUAGGCAAGAUCUGCUAAAAUCUCAGAAGCUCCAGGGGUUGCGGAACAAGGUUUUCAGUGGUUGAAGGCAGGAUUUCAAUGCCCUGUGUAGUGCCUACCUGCUCCCCAUGAUUAGCAGAACCAAAAUUACCAUAAUGGUGGAAUAUAAGAUGUACAUGUACUUAAGUUGCAUAACUUACGCAGGUUACAGAAACUGGCCUUUUGAAGCAUAAGAUUAUUCUUAUUACGUUUAUAUCCCACCUUUCCUCCAAGGAGCUCAAGGUGGCAUACACAACUUAUCCUCUCUCUAUCUUAUCCUCACAACAACCCUGCAAAGCAGGUUUGGCUGAGAGAUGUUGACUGGUCUGAAGUCAUCCAGUGAGCUCCAUGGCCAAGGGAUUUGAACCCCAGUCCCCCAAAUCCUAGUGCAAUAUGCAUACUGGAUCUGAAGUGCAGAAUUCAAAACUUUUUUCAAAGAGCCCUGCCACUACAGCUUUAGCUCUCAGCAGCGCAAACAGGAAUUUGGCACUAGAAGUGCCAAGCUCUACUGCUCAUGUUGAUCCUACUAGCUUGUUUGGAGUAGCAAGAGGAUUGGUGCAGUCCCCUUGUGGUUUGCAGGGAUCAGGUGCACCAAUGCGAAGCUUUGCAGGAAAUCUUAACAGCAUCAGAGCAAUACAGGGUUUGGGUGUCUCGUGGGACUGAUUGGGUAGGAGAUUGCAGAACUGCUCAGUUUCACUGUCUUAUAUAUCACUCUGGGGUGUGUGUGUGUGUGUGUGUGUGUGUGUAUGUGUAUAGUUGAACAUUAGCACCAGUUAUUGUAGACAGACCAGAAACGGUGAUUUUUUCUUUUUAUUUAUUAUGCCACAUUUCAUUUUUUAAAAGAGUCAUUUACAAAAUAUAUAAACCACAUCAAAACAGUGAAUUCAAACCAGCAAAACAGUCCUAUUAAAAGGGGCAGAACCAGCACAUCAAACAAAAAUUAAGACAGGUGAUAUCAAAAAUUGAAAGUCCAAUAAAAAACAACAGCCUUAAACUACUGGAGAGACAGCAGGAAGAAAACUGAAAGACCCUCUCUUGGGAGAGAGUUCUAGACUUUUCCCCCUGGCUCAGGUUUUUCUGCUCUUCUGUACUUUAAUGGCCAAGCGAAAUCAACCAUACUCACCUACUUGUGAUACAACGCUGAGUCGUGCUGCGAGAGAUGUGAAUCUCUACCAUGUCAGGAUGCAGAUUAAUUCUAGCUGGGGUGCAGAUAGGGUUGGCGGGACAAUGCACUUUUAACUUGGGAGGGUAUCUGCAAAAUUAGCUCCACUUGCCCUGAAAUAGUUAAGCUGAAAUUAAGGAGGGUUUAUUGAGGGGUUUUUUUUUUUUUUUGUAAUUGAUAUUUAUUAAGUUUUCAAAGAAUAACAACAAAAAUUUCCAAAAAAAAAUUUAAGGAUACAAAAAACAAAAAUAGUACAUAAACAAAAAAGAAAAGAAAACCCAGCCGCAAAGAAAAAAAAAAGAGAAACAGAAAAACAAAAAUAUAAAGUCCUUUACAAUCUCUAUUGACUUCCUUUCUAGACUUCCUCCUCCUCCCCUCUUUUGUUUCUUAAUUUUUAAUUUUUACAGCAAAUCCUUUCUGUUUUUUCAUAACAAUCUGUCAUUACGUUUCCUUAUUCUAUUUUCCCUCUUGUCAUAUAAAAACUUUAAGACUCAUAGCUUAUAUUCAAUAUUUACCAAAUUCUUGCAUCAUUACCUUUUACGAAUCAUUUACCAAUCCUUACUUAAGCCAUGUAAUUUCAUUCAACAUCCUUCAAACAUUUGUAAGCAUUCCCAAUAUUAAAAAAUAAAAAGGAAAAAUAAUAAGUCAAAUUCAGUCCAGUCAGCUUCCAACCGUCCCUCCCCUGGACCCGGGAUUGUCAGUCCUUUUAACCUCGAUAAUCCGGCUCCUUAACCUGGUUGUCUCGUAUCCGAGGCCCUCAAGUCUCUUUCUUGCCCCUUUCGCCACUCUUGUUGAUGAUUCCUUUCCAGUCGUGGAUGCUCCAGCAAGAAAAUGCUUUUGACCCUUUGCAGCAAGUCCAUCCCAAACCCAUUGCCCAAGCCAGACAGCAAAUAAUACCACUUCAAAUUUCCACAAAGCUUGGAGACUUCGGCUACUCCAAUCCUCUGAUAGCCCAUCACCAGACUCGGAAGGUCCAAAUAACCAUAUGGAGGGGGUCGAUCCAUCCCCCAUUUCCAAAUCUGACCACAUUUCAUCUUUCCGAAUCUGGUUUGUCCCAAGUUCAUUUAUCAAGUUCAAAGGCUGAUCUUGCCCGUCCAAAGGUCCCUCCAUCUCUGAAGCCUCCGUCACUACAGCAGGUUCAUAUGCUUGUAUAGCCUUUAACUGAAUUUCAUUUGUUUGCUGCUGUGCUCUGGUAACUUCCAUCAUCAAGGUCGUCUCCUGACGCAUCUGGUCCAGCUGGGCACUUAGUUUUGAAAAACCUUCCAGGAACAAUUGUUCAAGCCUUUGUACUAGCAUUGUCCUUCAAGGUCAAAGAAAAUUCUUUCCCACGACAAUAGUCCAAUAGUCCUUCUCUUUUAAUCUCUCUGCGUUGCAAUUUCACUAAAUUCCACUAGAUGGAAAUUUUUUUUUUUUAAAGGAAUAAAAGCAACAGCAACAAUCUUUCUUUUUCCAGAAACACUUUAUCCAAAAUUCCGCCUCCAAAUUCAAGAGGCAACAGUAGAAUCAAAAUGUUACCCUUCUUUUAACUAACUGUCGAGCUGGAUAAACUUCAGAACGUCAAUUCUGACAGCCCGCUCCUGGUUCAGGGCGGUGGAAAAUUGCUUUAUUUUAAACUCACUUCCGCAGGAUUGAAAAGUCCAAAUACAACCCCUUCUUCUCCUGCAGUCAAAGGGGGUUCAGAAAUCUUAGAUGUUGAAUUCUAGUUCUCUUAGAAUUUAAUUUUCAAGCUUUAGUAUAUUUUGUCUUUGCUUUCUUCACAUAACAAAAGAACGGAAGGCGACUUCCUGUUUAGACCUUCCCAUUCCGAGUCCCAAUUAAGUUCAAUUUCAAGUCCAAUAUUAUUUGUUUAUUCACCAGUCUUAAAAGUGGUUCAACUCUUCCAAGAUCAGGUACUCACGGAUAGAUAUUUUAGAUGCCAAAUUGUCCAGGAAAAGGCAGCGCUCUCCGAUAACGGCAGUGCGGCUUUGCUGCACGGAGGAAGCAGUCGACUCACAGCACCACGCACCUCCACUCCGGAGCCCGGUAACGGGCUCCGGUACAAGGGGAGAGCGCUCUCGGUGCCCGCCGAGUCCCACGUCCACAGGCUUCUUCCGCCUGUGGUUUUUGCGGGUCCCCGCUGCGCCGUAGCGGCAGGACCCAAGCCUCCGUGCAGCGGGUUCCCUUCAGUCCGAAGGGAAUUCCGCCAUUUUCCGGAGGCGCCACCCCGGAAGUCUCGGGUUUAUUGAGGGUUGCCCAUGAGACUUGGUUCUUCUAGUUGCAAUAGCAAUAGCAGAGCACAUGCGCUGUGUGUGCAGAUCAAUCCGUGGUCUUUAUUUCUUUAAUUUGCUUGUAUACGACUUAAUACUUAAGACAAUCUCUGUGUGGCUGUCCAGUUAAAAGGAUGUUGGAGAGAUGGGAGAGUAAUCCGCCAAAGACUGCCAGGCAGAGUAGCAGACAGUAUAAGAGAUGGUGGAGCCAUCACAGAUACAGGGUGAUGAAAGCAGGGAUACAUCUUAUUCCUUGACUGGAUGUCUGUUGAUGGUUCACCUAAGGACAUGGGUAGGCAAACUAAGGCCCAGGGGCCAGAUCUGGCCCAAUCGCCUUCUAAAUCCAGCCCGCAGACGGUCCGGGAAUUAGCGUGUUUUUACAUGAGUAGAUUGUGUCCUUUUAUUUAAAAUGCAUCUCUGGGUUAUUUGUGGGGCAUAGGAAUUGGUUCAUUAUUAUUAUUUUUUUCAAAAUAUAGUCCGGCCCCCACAAGGACUGAGGGACAGUGGACCGGCCCCCCUCUGAAAGAGUUUGCUGACCCCUGCCUUAGGAGCAUUCAGCCUCUGCAUAUUGAACAUAGCUCUGGUCUGAGGAGUUCUCACCCUAAAAGCUCAGCUGGUACUAAUACUUCUAUUACUGCUGCUACUAUUUACUGAAUUUAUUUGCCACUGCCCACAAAUAAAUCUCAAAGCAACUUCAAAAAGAUCCCGUGAACUGUGGUUUGAUGAGGAUGCUGAAAAUUGUCUGUUGAAGAUUCCCAGAUCUGCUGUUUCAGUGCUCCCCGUGGUAAGGGGAUAAAAUCAAUUUAAGUCUGUAGCGUAGAUAUGCUCAGAGUUUCUCUGGGCAAGGUCCAUGACAUCCUAGCUGCAGAAGAGAAGCAACUGAAACAAUUCCCUCGACUCCCCAGAGUCGCUGUACUUGCUCCCAUUAGUUUGGUCUGCUACGUACACCCUUAAACCCUCCUGAUGCAUCUCUCCACACAGCUUUACUUCAUCUUCCCACAGAUUCAGACAGGAAGAAAAAGGGCCCCUCAAAGUUUAGCAAUGACAAAAUCACAAUGCAGCCAGAGGUUUCACCAUCUGCAGUGCUGUAGGGUGGUGGGAUUCUGUCCAGAAUCACAGGGCUUGCCAUCAACCGCCAGCCAAUUGUCUCCAGGUUUCCAUUCGCAGAGGGUACCGAUCGUGCUCCCAGCCAGUGACAAAGGGCUGCUUUCCAAGAAAUGAUGCCAACCUAGGCCAACAUUCUAUAUGCCGUACAAGCUUUUUCUUAAUUCAACACAGACUCCCACAAGCUAGACUUUAGGGUUGAACAUUUAAUUCACAUCAAGCUGUGAAUGCAUAUUCCGACCCCCACCCCCAAAUCAUGGGAACUAGAUUUCCCAUCAGAGAUCUACAGUUCCCAGCACCAUUAACAAACUGCAAUUCUGAGGAUUUUGUGGGAGAAAUGAUACGGUUUUGGUGCGCUUUAAAUGUAUGGUGUGAUACACUGUAUCAAUUCCAUUUUAAAAAAUGGCAUAACAGACUACAGUAUGUUUCUGCAAAUUCCCUAAAACCCUUCAAAUCCAUCACCCAUACCAAUGUGAUAUUUUUCUUCUUCAGGUUUAAUGUUUUCAUUUGUCAUUCCCCUCUGCGUGAUGCAUGCCGCCUGUAUACUAAGGGGUUAAGUUUCUAAAAAAGUUGCAGCUUUGAAGUGCACAGGCCACUAAAGAACCAAAUAACCUGGCUUUUGGAUUUCAGAAGGAUUUCAGUUUUCAACGGCAGGUCUUGUUGGCAGGGCUAUUCUUAGCCCUUUUAAGCAACACAUGUUCUCCCCAGCUACCAUUUGUGAAUGCGGUAUUCUGUUCUUAAAAGGAAAAUCUCUCAGAGCAUCAGCUAGGCUCUCUUGCUAUAACCAAGAAAGGACAACAGCAGGAGGCCUGUCCAUUGGAGACUGGACCUGAGUCAACGGCUAUUAAUCACAAAGAAUCAUUCGUAAAAUGUAUCUUUUGCCUGGACCUUGCUGCCUUGUGAUUCUAGGGGAAGGGAUGGGUGAGAGAGAACAGGUGAUGUGUUGGGAGCCAAAAUAAACACUAAAUCCGCUAGUUUUCCUUAAAUGUCCUUGUGCGACAGAUGGCAGGCUGAUUUUGUUUAACGUGUCAAGGCAGCAUCUAUAAAAGCAAACGAGGUUUCUUUAACAGUCUGACGGAAGGAACUUGGUGUUGCUUCCGUUUAAGGGAGAGGUGAGGAUUCUUUCCCAGUCCUGAGGGCCUCUUUCCCUCCUCCACAACCUUCCAGGGGCCAUAUGCUGGUGAUGGGCGGAGCCAGAGACAAAAAGUGGGCAGAGCAAAGAUCAUCUACAUCCCCAUUGUCCAGCCCGGAUACUGAGGUCCAGCUCCGAGGGCCUACUGGUGGUUCCCUCCCUGCGAGCAGUGAAGUUACAGGGAACCAGGCAGAGGGCCUUCUGGGUAGUGACGCCCUCCCAUCAGAUGUCAAGGAAAUGAACAACUACCUGAAUUUUAGAAGACAUCAGAAGGCAGCCCUGCUUAGGGAAGUUUUUAAUGUUUGAUGUUUUAUCGUGUUUUUAAUAUUCCCUUGGGAGCCGCCCAGAGUGGUUGGGGAAACCCAGGCCGAUGGGCGGGGUAUGUAUGUAUGUAUGAAUGAAUGAAUGAAUAAAUAAAUAAAUAGACUCUUACCAUCACACAGUAGGCUACACUCCAGCCAGGCAAAAGUCAGAGGUUUCUGCAUGUGCACACGCACAAACAUCCACAAACACAUUGUCUAUCCAGGCAAGCAAGAAGCAUUACCACAGUUCAAUAUAACAGCGCAAGAACGCUUGAAGAGAGUGUGGAGCUGGGCCAAUAAGCUGUGUGGGGUGAGGUGGUUUAGGAUGAGAGAUAGCAACCACCCAAAAGUCACCCUGUUUGUUUCAUGUCUAAAUGUAGAAUUUGAACCCAGGGCUUCCCACUCUUAGUCCGACACCAGAACCUCCAAACUACGCUGGCUCUCAUGGUUUAUGCGGUGGGGUUUUCAUGCAGUUGCAACUUUAGCAUUCAAUUUUUAUUCUAACGAACCUUUCCGUAUAACUCAAACCAGCUCACCAUUCCUCCCUCUCAGGAAUUUUCUAUGGUUUAUUUGUUGAAGUAGCUGUUACAGCAUAUGCAUAUGCAUAAAUUGUAACAUAAUUGUUACACUUACUGAAUUAGGAGCCCUAGGGACGUUUGCUUCUUCUGCUCGGCAUUGAAAUGCAAGCAAGAUAAGAGCAAGAUGAGAGCAAUGUAGAGCAGAGAAUUAGCUAGUAUGCAACGCUAGAAAGAGGAUGUUGAAUCUAAUGUAAUCAGACCUGGAUUAGGAAUUGAAUAUCUCAAGUAGUGAUGCUUUUCUAGGUCAUCCUUUAUGUACCUACCCCAACCUUCUCUCCAUUCUUCCAGUCUCCAAGUGGACUUUGGAUUUAGCCCUUGGGAUCCUUUCUCCUCUGUGCACCUUUCCUUUCUGACCUGAUGCAUGCAGAGGCAGCUCACUCCUUAAUGCUGAAAAUUUCUGCUCUUCAGGUGCACGGAGUGAGGGAGGGACAAAAGGUUUUACCUUCCAAAGCAGCGAAUGCCCAACUUAAAUGGAAAAGGAAUUUCCAUGUAUGAAAAGCAAUUUACAUGUACAAAUUGGUAUGGCUAAUUUUACCCAACAACUCCCUCCUCCCCUCUCACACGCAAACACAAACAAAACUCACUGCACCCGCCUCACAAUAUCAUGUGUUUGGCGAGUGAGUGUCGUUUGGGGAAAGUGGCCCCUCAAGCCAAAUUGGGCCACUUUGGCCCACAGGUCAGAGAUUCCCCACCCCUGCUGCAAGUUAUAAAGACCUCCAAGCAGUGCAGUGUACUGCCCACUACCAACUUCCCAUGUUUCCUUCCUACUAAAUUCUCACAAAUUCUUGUCUACUAAAUAAAUUCAGUCUUUGUCAGACUAUUUUUGAGAUUGGGGGGGGGGGGUUGCUUCCUUAAUUUUUUAAAAAAAAAUUAUAUACAAACUUUGGGGUCCCCCCAAGCCAUGCAGUUAUCUCCCUCCUGUUUUGUUGUGGCCCCAUUUGGGCUUCAGUUCUGCUGGUAUCCUCCACCGAAUUUGCCAUCAGAUACACUUUCAGGGUACACAGAACAUCUCACAGCAACACAGGCAGGUCAUUGUCUAGAGCAGCCUUUCUCAACCUUGGGUCCCCAGGUGUUGUUGGACUACAACUCCCAUCAUCCCUAGUUAGCAGAACCAGUGGUCAGGGAUGAUGGGAAUUGUAGCCCAACAACAUUUGGAGACUCAAGGUUGAGAAAGGUUGGUCUAGAGCAGGGCUUCCCAAACCUGGAUCUCCAGCUUUUUUUUGGAGGACUACAAUUCCCAUCAUCCCUGAUCACUGGUUCUGCUAGUUAGGGAUGGUGGGAGUUGUAGUCAAGAGCAGCUGGAGACCCAAGUUUGGGAAACACUGGUCUAGAGGAUAAUUACAAUAUACAUUUGCAUAGUUUUGGGGGAUGAAGGCAGAAGUGGGGUGUGUGGGAGAGUACUGAGGUGUAGAUGGUUGUAAAUGCUGUAAGCGAGCAAGGAUUGAAGCCCUAUACUUUCAGAAUGGGGCUGUAAUUCAGGGGUUAAGCCCUUGGCAUAUUUGGUUUUAAAUGUCCUUAGGUAGUAGGGCUAGGCAAGGUGGAUCAAUGGCCUGAUUGUUCAUAUGAAUUAACUUCAUAUGUUCAAUAGCAAUUGUUGGUGAAGAUUUGGGAGAAAGGUGGAAAGUGAGCAGGGGAUUUCUAGGCUGAAGAGGCAGUGAGGGAGAAUGGGCAGAAUUAUUAUUAUUAUUAUUAUUAUUAUUAUUAUUAUUAUUAUUUAAAGAAGGGGACCUUUGUUCAGCUCAGGAAGGUAGAGCUGGAGGAGCAAUUGUCACAGGCAAGAAUAUAUCGGCCUGAUGAUGAUGGUGAUGAUAUAACACUAUGUGGUCAUCGUUAGGUGGUCAAGCGUGCUAUGCCCUCCCUCUCAUUUUUUUUUUUUAAGUAUGUAGACAUAAAACAUAACAGCCAACUUAAUAGCAAACCAUAAACUAAAUCCACAAGCUCACAGCAGCAGACAGUUUGUUAAUGGUUAUUUCAAGAAUCGAUAAUGUUUCUCCAGCUUCUAUUAGAAAUAUUGAUAUUCCCAUAUCAUUCUCUGGUUUCUCUAAUACAAGUUAAUUUCUCCCCCUACGUCUUCAGUAUACAAAAUUAUACACAUCCAUUCUUUCUCUCUGACCCUUGUGGGAUUGUGAACUCCUUCCUCUUCUUCUCUUGUGCAGGCAUUUCCCAUUUAACUUCAGAGGUUAGCAUUAUACCUGUGCUAGCUUUUUAGCCAACUAACCCAAACCACAGUUUGGAAACCUGUUUCUAUCCAUAAGUAGCAAAGUGCUUUGCCAGGGUUUCAUGGAAUUGUGCUGCUGGAUGAUUUAGUGGAAGAACAACAGGCAAAUCCCAUUGUAGAAUAAAUGCAUCUCACUGUUUUUGAUCCUGUUUGACUUGCUAAAAUUGGGCUUGGCCCCUUUGUGUAGUAGUAAUGCACACUGGCCAUCUGCAGAGAUCCAUCAAGUUACCCUCCUUUUAAUAUAUAAUUAUUAUUAGAAAUGGGCUUAGGAAGUGAACAAGAUAAAAUAUUAUAGAUUUUAAAUUUUAAAAGGCUAUUUAAAGCCGUUUAAAACGUUACUGAUUGUGGGACUUCCCAGGGUGGCAUUUUAAUGCUGUUCAUGAAACCAGAUUUCCUCACUCACUCCCCCAAGAGUUGCAAAGAGUCAAAGACAGAUGGCCUUGGCUCUUUUAUGGGACAUGCGUAUCUCAGACACCAGGGUAAAUGACAAGCUGCCAGCCCAACCAUUGGGCAAAAUGAGGUAUCUGCCUUGGGCAGCAGAUUUUAGGCACCAUUGAAAUGUGUCAAAAAUGGUCAGUUAUUUAAUUUAUCAUCACUCUGUCUGGCACUGCUAAAAUGGUUGGCACCUCCUUUCCCACUCUACCCUGCCAUAAGAUGCCUGUGUUUGUCAGCUUUUCCUGGCAGGUAGAAAUUCAGUAGGUGACAUUUCCCAUUGCUGUACCUCCAGGGGCGACAGCUGUUUGUCACAUGAACCUGGCCAGGAAAAAUGGAAAAGUGGCAACCAAUGGGAGGGAGACUCAUUUGAAUUUUUCGCCUCAGGCAUAGAGAUGUUUUUGGGCUGGCUUCGAUAAGCAGCAUUGGCUCAACCAUGUGCAUUAGGAACUGGGAAGAUUGCAGGAGCUCGAUGAGUUCAGAAACAUCAUUUGAUAUAUGGCUCAACAGGAUAAUGUGAUAUAGCCCAUCUAAGUUGCCUUAUUAAAAAAAACAAGCAAGCAUAUUGCCUCUGCAUAUCACUUAACUAACUGCUUUAACUCUCCCCAUCUUAAUGGCCCAACCAUUUUUUUAAAAAAGGAUUGAUUCUAUUUGCAAUGAAAUACUGAGGUUGUCAGAGCCUUAAAAGCCCUAUGAUUUGCGUAGCCAAGAGGCAAUUAAGUUACACAUCCAUUUCCUCUCCCCAUUUUUCUCCUUUGGUUUGCUUAAAAGUGCCAUUCUCUUGAUUUCAUAAGGCCCAGUGGCUUGAACGGCUUACAACACCUAAGUAGUAUUCAGUUGCUAGGCCACUGUCUUAAGCUGGAGUUGGUGCAUUAACAGUGCAGUCUGCUGGGUGUACAUGGAAGGUAAUAUUCCUUGUGAGGCUCUCUGGGAUUCCACUGGUGGAGUGGAAUCCUGGGGAUCAACUCCAGUUGCGUGUGCCCCUGCACGUACAAGCCCUGUUUAGGCAUUCAGCUAGAAAUGAGCAUCAGGGUUGUGUCUGCUGCUUCCACUGCUGCCCUCCAUGCAUUCAAGGAUCCCAUGUACACAGAACCUAUUGCACAAUCCAUACUUUGAAAAAGAGAGAGAAGUGUACGGAUUGUGCACACAGAAGCCUGCACAUGCCUCCUUGAGUGCAUUGAAACUGGAAACAAGACCAGCAGGCAAAACACUUCUUCAUUUCUAGCCAAAUGGAGACCUGAAUGAGUCAUUGAACUUUUACUUCUCCUAUGCACCCUCCUGCAGGUACAGACAUAAAUUAAUGGGGCAGAAAUGAAUGGGGCCAUUUCAGUUGUCAGGAGAGCUCCUCUGUGCAUGCACUAGAACCCUCAUUCUUACAGCAGAUAACCAGAUCAUGGCAUCGCAAGCAGACUGUCAAGCCUUGCAUAACAUAUCCUCUUUUGCAAGAAGAUUGAAAAGAGGUGCCUAUCUACCUUGUAGAGCAGAAUGCCACUUAUGGGAACAUUCAGCCAGAAAAGGCUCAAGGUGGAUUUUUACCUUGUCCCAAAAUGUUCUUAGGGCAGUGCAGCCUGUACAUUUUGCAGUGAGUCACACAUGCAGGCCGCAGGCUGCAGCUAUAGUUCAUAAGUUGUCUGGUGCUGAACCAAGCAGAGGAUGAUCAGCAGAAGGACCCAGCAUCCUCCUUGCUCCUAUUCUUCCCCUCCACUCUGUUUUAUUCCUUUCUCUAACUAAAUGAUCAAAAGAAGGCUGGGCCAGACCAUUGGUCCAACUAUAAUCCAGUGGUACUCUAUUCUGACCCGCAGUGGCCUUCCAGGACCAUGGGCAGCACUCUCUCCCUGCCUUGCAUUCAUAAGAUCAAUUGAUUUAUUUUAACUGAGAAUGAAACGGAUUGAUGCCAGAAGUACCCAGAUGCAAAGCAUUUGCUCUGCCACAGAGCUAUGCCCCUUCCCUUUGUCAUACAUUCCCCAAAGAAUCCCGGGAACUGUGGUUUGUUAAAGGUGCCGAGAGUUGUUAGGAGACCCCUAUUCCCCUUGCAGAUCUACAAUUCUUGGAGUGGUUUAACAGUCACUCUCCCUUUUCCCCCAGAGAAUUGUAGGUCUGUGAGGGAAGUACAGGUCUCCUAACAACUCUCAGAACCUGUAUCAAACUAUAGUUCCCAGGAUUGGUUUUUUUUGGGGGGGGGGAACCAUUACUGCUUAAACUGGUGUGAUACUGGUUUAAAUGUAUAGUGCAGAUGGGGCCUAAGGAUGCAGGAAGAAUACAGGAUCAGACAAAAAGUCAUAGAUAAUAGAAUCAGAGAGUUGGAAGGGACCACAAGGAUCAUCUGGUCCAACCCCCAGCAAUGCAGGAAUCUUUCACCCAUUGUGGGGCUUGAACCCACAACCCUGAGAUUAAGAAGUCUCAUGUUCUACCAGCUGAGCUAUCCCUGUAGUCUAGCAUUCAUCUAGACCCACCAGAUGUCUUGCAAGCAGUAAGGGCUUAUUUCACUUUAGGCCUUGAGUGCCAACAGUGCUGUCUUCUAAGGCCACCUCUAAUUCCAUUUCUGUCUGAAGCAUGAUUCUCGACAGCAUGAUGCAGAUCCAUUCAGUGUGCAGGAACUCCCUUCUCAACUCCUCUCUCAGUCCCUACUUUUCAGGGAUGGGACCAGGAGAUGGCGCACCGAUCCCCCUUCUGCCACCAGUGUAUUGCAGGCAGUUUAUGGGUUCUUUUCCCCCGGCAGUAAAACUUAUUUGAUGCAUUUCAUUUCAUUUAUGAAUCUCUUCCCAUGAAACGUUUCAGUGUGAUUUAGCCAUGAAAACAACAGCGGUAUUAAAUGUAUUCAAAGUCAAGGGCUGCCAUUAGGGAACACCUGGUAGCCAGAGUGUCCUAGGGCUGUCUGAGUUCUGCUGAGCAGAGGAUAUGCCAUUUCCUCCUUGCUUAGGUCCACAUGGGGUUCUAAGCUGCAUGACUCCAAUUAAAAAGCAGUGGAAGUCAAGCAGAUAAAAACCCCAGUCCAUUUUCAUCAUUCAAGAGGCAUAAGGUGGCAAUGGCUGCUUCUGCCAGGAUUGCGAGUACAGUGAAGGGAAUGAUUUGCUUGCUAAGGCUGCAAUCCUAAGUAUUCUGACUUUAAAGUAGGUCCCACUGAACUUGAUGCAGUUUACUCCAAUGUUGCUGGGGAUGGACUGUAAACGUUAACACCUGUCUGUUGGCCCAGGUUGGUUCCUGGUUCCCCCAUCACAGUAGUUUUCAAACUUCCCACUUUGAGGAAAUCCUUCCACGUUAACUUUACUGUCAAGGAUGCCCUGCAUAUAAGCCACAGAACCCUCUGUUUUUGCAGAGAAUUCUGGGGCAAAUUCUUGUUGGCAAAUUCAUAUUGCAUUAUUGCCACUGAGUGAACUGAGAUCAGCAAUCUUUGAGGGAAAUUUGGUCAGCGGCACUGAUCUCCUUUUUGGGGAAGCCUUGAUGAGGUACUCUCACAAUUCUCCAGAACAUACCGUAUUUUUCUGUGUAUAAGAGUAGGUUUUCUUCCUAAAAAAUAAUUUCCAAAAUUUGGGGGUGUCUUAUACAUGGGGGGCCAUAUCCCCCCAUUUUAUUAAAGCGGAGUCCCAAAAAAUAGGGGUCGUCUUAUACAUGGGGGCAUCUUAUAGACGGAAAAAUAUGGUAGUUUGAAAACCACAGCAAUAUAUUAAGAACACUAUUCUCUAGUCUACUGAGACUGCUCCUAGUUAUUUCACUAGAAAGGCUUAGCAAUGGAAAUUUAAUCAUAACUGGAGACUAGAGGAGAUGGACAUGGAUCUGCUUUGUUGAGGUUCUUGAACCAGACAGUUCUGACACAGUUGGCUGAAGCCCAUGAAAGCAUGUAAAACUAUUUUUAAGGCCACAAAGAUCUUUGCUGUUUUUGCAGAGGGAUAAAAGGGUUUCAAGCAUGCUGGGUUUUCUGCAACAUCUAUUCAUGUGGUUAUGCCCUUUUCAGCAUAACUACCAGUUUGAAAUGAGCCCAGACACCUUAAAUGUCAAUGCACGCACACACUAUAAACAAUGGAUAUGCAUAAGGUGAUUUCACAAAGGUGAUGCAUGUAUUUGUGUGCUUUCUCCGGAGAAAAACAACCUCACCUUUUCAGUGGCUCAGUUUGCAUGCAAGACUACACCAAAUCACAGCCAAGGUUUGUUCCUGGCUUGCCAAUCAUGGUUUGUCUGGGGGAGACAAACCACAACCUGGGUUGGGACAUGAUGCUAAGCUAAACCAUGGGUUGGGUUUGGGUAACACAGCAGCAGCAGGAGGACAGGGGGAAGAAGAGGAGCAAUCAUGAUUUAUGCUGUCUGUUCCCCAACAUACACAUAUUCACACCUAGCCAUGGUUUGGCUUAGCCAUACAAAGAAUGUCUCUGACUUACUUUGACAAACUGUGACACUGUGAAUCUUCAAGCCAUCCCUGUUUGGGGGUCACUUGUGGGCCUUAUUCCUGACUUAGAAUUCUGAUGAAGCCUCUUGUUUUCCAUUCAUUCUUAAAACCAUCACUCUCCUUCAGGCAUAGACUAUAAAAAAAAUUCAUGAUGCAUUCUGGCACAAAGCCAUUAUUCCAGGGCCAAAUUCUCCACCUUUAUCAUCCCCUGCAUUGUAAGCCUUGUGUCACAGUGAGCUCCCAGCACUGAAGAUAAUCUUUUAGGAUAUAACAGUGAAUUCUGUCUAUGGACUUUCCGAUUCAAUCUCCCACCCUCCCUGGACUUUGAACACAGAUGAAAGAUGCUCAGUGUUAUAGAUGGGAAAUGCAAAAUACUUUCCUUCCUUCAGCUAAAUCUAUGAAGAGGCAAAAUACCAAACAUAGGCAUUUAAAUGUGCCUUGAAAUGGCUUUUUCACAGCCCUACAAAUAUUGGAACAUUUUAUUUUUAGCCUAUAAGAAGCCUGAAGGCCAGCUAGGGGAUUAUAGGAUGUUUAAAUCCAAAUUUUCGUCCCAGCAUUUUGAAACUAACCUUUUUAUUAUUGUCCCAAUGAAGUGUACCCAUUAUGGAAAGCAAUAAUCUAUUUCUCCUGCAGUCUAAAAGGAAGUAGCCUGAAGCAAAAUAUGGCAAAAUAGGGGGGUAGUCUGUUGGAAAUGUUUAUUUUCCAAGGUAUUCACUUUGUCAAUGGUGGGUGGGACGGAGGGUCUUAUUUGAAUGUAUAUACCAGGCAUAGGCAAACUUGGCCCUCCAGAUGUUUUGGGACUACAACUCCCAUCAUCCCUAGCUAACAUGACCAGUGGUCAGGGAUGAUGGGAGUUGUAGUCCCAAAACAUCUGGAGGGCCGAGUUUGCCUGUUCCUGGUAUAUACAGUUAUUAGGGCUUUGAACACUAAAGGAAGACCAUGGUGAACUUACAACAAUUACUAUCAUAGCACAUUCACAGUGGAUGUGGUCUAUGGCCUGGACAAGCACACUAUAGACUUUAUUGGAACUUUAUUUAGCUCAACCACACAGGGUCCCACACCUUCCUCUGUAUGUAAUGCAGUAACUAAACUCAGUCUAACAAGCUAAUGCUUAGUUGAAUUUUAUUGCAUGGAACUACACUUCAGUAAACAAUGUGCCAAAGGUCUUACGUGUACCAAAUGAAUACAAAUCAUUAAUUACAGCUGGUUCCAGGGAUGAAUUGUGUACCUAUGAGAACUUUAGCUCUUCAUCAACACACACACUGCUUUAAGUUCCAAAUGUGUUGAAGGGCGUUGUCUUCUUUUUUAGUUGUUAUAUUUACUUGGUCUCCUAAAACGUUUACAUGAAUUGAAUGAGGGGUAUCAGCUUUUUCCUCCGAGAACUACCCCUUCCCCCAGCACUCCACUGGCCUUAUGAUGGAGAUCUGCAUGGAUGUUUCCCGAAACAUGUCUGUGAAAUAUGUGGUGUCAGCAACAGAUUUUCCAUUAUUGCCAAACCUCUGCAGUUUAACAUGGAAAUACAGGCCAUGUAAUAUUUUGUACCCUUAUGUACCGCCUUUCUUUUUACAAGAAAACCCAAGGAAGUUUACAACAAAUUCAGAAUUAGACUGUAACAACCAUGAAAUACAUUCUCCAGAAUGUCUCGUUUGGAUUCUGUUGAAGGACAACUUUUGACUACCUCAAGAAAAUAAGCUUGGAAAAGGGAGUAUAAAAGCCAUCAGUCCAGCUCCCCCAAAUUAGUUAAAUUUAUUUUGACUAAAGGAUGGUGAGGUCACUUGGCCCUCUCUGUGUGCCAGUGACUAAUGUUGCUCGUUGCAGGAAAAUUCCACUCCAGCAGUUCUGGCCACCUGGAAUGAGAGCAGCACUGUAAGAAGAAACAACUUGGUUGGAUGCUGCACUUUGACUUCAGUUCUUUCCCGCAACGAUGACAGUAUUCUGCCCAGGAAAGUAGCGCUGCGCUCAGUUUUCUGCGCUUCCUAGCCUCAGAUUAAUGACAGUUCUGCGACACUCUUUGGAACCUCAGAUAUCUUACUAACAAAUAGAGCUUGGGUUUUGUAAGCAUGCACACAAAUUUUUGGCUACUCCUAAAAGCCCCCCUCCCCAAUCCAAAUAUGAACUUGGUUCAAGCAUGUGAAGAGAAAUGGAAUUCCCACAGCCCCACAUUCCAUUCCAGGUGUAGUUUGGCUUGCUGUAUACUGGAUUGCUCACCUCUGCUUUGACGUAAACAUAGCUCAGUUGUUGGAAUAUGAGGCUCUUAAUCUCAGAGUUGUGGGUUCAAGCCCCACAUUGGCUGAAAGAUUCUUGCAUUGCAGGGGGUUGGACAAGGUGACCCUUGUGGUCCCUUCCAUCUCUACAAUUCUGUGAUUCUAUGUCCUCAGUCUUAACUAUGCGCCGUUAAAAUAAUAAUCCAAUUUAUAGUUCUUUGUAGAAUUUGGGUUGUCUUGAGCUAGGUGUGUCCAUCAACUUUCACCUUUCUGGGUGGUGUUGAAAUACCUUAACCAUUUUGACGGAGAGAUGUAUAAAUGUUGAGGUGCCCUGGGCCAGACAUGCUUUUAGAUGACCUGCCUGCUUGAAUGGGUCCAUCCCAAACAUCUUUGCAUGUCAGGAGUUGGGAACAGAUUUGGCAGGCAUUCCCCACCAGCUGCUUUAAUUGGUGGGCAAGCCCUCCCACCUGUCAAUCAAUCACCUGACAUCACAAUGAUGGCAGAUGAGUCAGCUUAAAUGGAAAGAGUGGAGCGCACACUUAGAGGGAGACCCAAUAAAGCCAAGUGUUUUCCACUCAUCAUCCUUGUUGCAUUAAGUGCUCUGUGUAGGUGUUUUGUUGAACAUCAUUUUCUGCUGUGUUUUAACUGCAUGGUAGCCUGCAUGAGUCUUUGGCCAUUUGAACUUAGAACUUAAUUACUACUUGACAGUCACUUACAGAUGAAGGCAGAGCAGGAGUUCAAGUGUUUUUAAAGAAGAAGCAGAUUGCCUAAAUUAUGAAAUAGAGACUUGGCCUGAAGACAAGCAGGGCCGAUAAAAAGGUUGGGAACCCUUUAGAUGCAAAAUGCUUUCAUAAUUAUUAUUAUUUUAUUACACCUGUAUUCCAGCUUUCCUUCAGAAGCUCAGGGCAUUUUAUCACAUCAACUACAGUGGUGCCUCGCAAGACGAAAUUAAUCCGUUCCGCAAGAGUCUUCGUCUAGCGGUUUUUUCGUCUUGCGAAGCAAGCCCAUUGACGGAUUAGCGCUAUUAGCGCUAUCAGCUGUUUAGCGGCUAUUAAAGGCUUAAAGGCUUAGGGGAUUAGCUGCUAAAAGGCUAUUAAAGGCUAUUAAAGGCUUAGCAGAUUAGAUAAAGGGGGAAAAGCGAAAAAUAAUCUCUAGACUCUCAAGGUAUUUUCGUCUUGCGAAGCAAGCCCAUAGGGGAAUUCGUCCUGCGAAGCAACUUCAAAACGGAAAACCCUUUCGUCUAGCGGUUUUUCCGUCUUGCGAGGCAUUCGUCUUGCGGGGCACCACUGUAUCUGUGAUUUAGAAGAUGCUGAGUUUAUGUUGACUAGUCCAAGAUCUCUCACUGAGUUUCAUGCCUAAACAGGGAUUACUCUGUCCACUGCACUGUGCUGAUCUCUCAAGUAUAGAUUUUAUGUAAUGCUGCCACCAUUUCACUAGGCAAGGGUGUGUCUUAUAGUGAGUAGUGUGAUAGGCAGAAAUCCAACAGGUACUGCUUUCUCCAUCACUGGAGGGGAAGAAGAGUUGUACCUGCUGAAUUUCGACAUGUGACACCACUGUUAAAGAUAAAUAGCCUGUGUCAAGAAGAGGGGAAAGUAACCUACCAGAAAUCCAUGGGAAAUAGUAACUGCAAUUGGCUUGUAGACUUUUAAGUCAGAUUCAAGAUUUGUGGCUUCCCUUCUGUAGCUUGUUGGGAUGAUACUUUUAACUUUUCUUAGCCUAAUUUUAAAUACACUACUAGAUUUUAAUGGAUUAUUGAAUAUUGCUUUAUUUGAUAUAAGUUGUUUAUUUUAAAGUUAUUGUGAUUUUUUGUAUUGGAUCGGAUUGUUAUUAUUAAUUUUUGACAUUUUAUUAUGUUUUAAUAUGUGUUGGGGGCUGCCCAGAGUGGCUGGGGCAACCUGGCCAGAUGGGCGGGGUAUAAAUAAAAAUAUAUAUUAUAAAUUAUUAUUGUUAUACAAAGUUGGGGAAUGCUUAACUUUUAAAAAUAUACAUCUCAAGUUUCAAGCUAGGUGGAAAGUUUAACAAGUCUGUCAGCAGAUACUGUAUCAGGGAUUCUGUAUUUUAUAUCUUCUCUUUGAAAUAAGAUGCAUAUUUAGCUAUCUCAGGAUUAGAAGAGGCUUUGGCUUGUCAACCCGGCUUUUAAAUUGAGAACCAUUUGAACUGGAGAUGCAAACUUUCAGCUUUGCUUCGCAAUUUGUGUUGCUUGUUUGCUUUUGGUGUUAAUCAUGCUUGGGGCUUUGGAAGUCACUCUAGCGAUAAACAUUUGGUAAGGAAAGAUUGCUCAUCAGUUGUAUAUGCCUAGCUUUGGUGUGGAGAAACCUACUUGUUUAUCCUAGACAAAUUUAUGGAGGGUAAGACUAUCAGUGGCUGGCUGUGAUGUCUAUGAGCUACCUCCCCUGUCUGGGGCAGCCUGCUGCUGAAUACCAGUUGGCGGAAAUUGCAAGUUCGGUUGUGCUCAAGUUCUGAUAGGGGGCUUCCCAUGGACAUCUAGUUGGCCACUGUGAGAGCAGGAUGCUUGAUGGACCAUUGGUCUGAUCCAGCAGGGCUCUUCUUAUGUUCUUAAAUAUUUAAUUUGAGAGCAUUGGUAUACUAAUGCAUUUCAUAAUGAGGGCAAUACAUGGAGCAGAGAAUGACAAAACUCCUUCCAUCUCAAGGCAAGCGAGAGACUCACUUUGGGGUGGAAUUCUCAUUCAAGAAGAAACUGCCCACUCCUUCCCCACCUCCCAGAGAUGUUAUGCAGCUCUGCUAUCAAUUUUCCAUAGCCUGGACCAGUACAGUGUGCUGCAAAUACAGUGGUACCUCAGGUUAAGUACUUAAUUUGUUCUGGAGGUCCAUUCUUAACCUGAAACUGUUCUUAACCUGAAGCACCACUUUAGCUAAUCGGGCCUUCUGCUGCUGCUGCGCUGCCAGAGCACGAUUUGUGUUCUCAUCCUGAAGCAAAGUUCUUAACCUGAGGUACUAUUUCUGGGCUAGCGGAGUCUGUAACCUGAAGCGUAUGUAACCUGAAGCGUAUGUAACCCGAGGUAGCACUGUACAAAACAAAAACUCAAAAUAAGCGCAUAGCCAGCAACUAAAGCACACAAUCUCAUCCAAAGACUACACAUCCCAUCACAGAAUAUAUACUAUAUCAUCAAGGAAUUAAGCAUUUGCGCUUACCCAUUUAAUUUAAUAGUUUACCUAGGAAUGUAAUUUACCCUCCACUAGGGAGGCUAAGAUUAGUUCCAAGGACACUGAGUGAAUCUUUCAGAGAAGUGAUUCAAGUCUUAUACAGAACAAAUUCGCCAAGGAAAGUGUAGCUAUAAGAUAGGUCAACUUCAGACAUAUACUUUUGGUCAUAAAAUGAAACGUGUAAACCCAGAAGCAAGAUCGUUGGGGCCUAGUAAAUCGGGUCAAACUUUUCAUUUCAAGACCUGGUCAUUUUAACGUAGAACUCCCAUACUAGUUUUACCGGUCUACCCAUUUCCCAACACCUGGGAGAAAGAGCAGCCCUCUGCUGCAAUAUUGCUGUAAGAAUAAUGCACACGGGAGUGGUUUUAAAUGCUGUAAUUUAUUGGGAUAAUAGUGAGAUAGAGCCAUACAAAAAUAGGAAGCAAAAGUUAAUGCUUAAAAAAGAAGACGUCUGAUGUGACCCUUAAUCUGCCCUGGAGUUGUUAUUUUCAUAGAAUGGGUGGCCUCUACCUCCUGUUCCUGUAAGCCUUGGUGAUUUUUAUUUUUAUUUUUACAAAAAAAGUAGUAAGCCUACCUAGGAUCAAAGCGUCCAACUUCCUUCAGUACAGGCUUUUAAAGUUGCAAUUGGAGAAUCCCAAAGAACAACAGACUUCUCUGAGCCAAAGCCUCCAUCCUUCCAGGUCCUUGAACCUCUGAUGGGCAUUUGCUUCUCACUCUUCAAAGUCAGGACUGCUGAGAAAAAGAAAUCAUCCCUGCGGGAGGAACUGAUGGAAAAUGCAAGUUCCUGACUCAGAGUUCUAUUGCAUUCUUCUUCCAACUUCUAGAAACAGCACUUACAAUUUAGAAAACUCUCUCUCUCUCUCUCUCUCUCUCUCUCUCUCUCUCUCUCUCUCUCUCUCUCUCUCUCUUUCUCACUCACCCACCUAUACCCACCCACCAUCCAGUAUGCUUCCUUUCUCCAACAGAGAAAAUAUGAAUUUGAUAAGAGACUGAGUGAGUAGGCCUGUUUUGCCUUGCAUGGCGAUUGUAUGUGAUUAAAAGAGAGAUGCAACAAUAAGACCGACAUACAGAGGCCUUACAGAAUAUUCUCUGUGGAGUUUGUUCUAUAUUUGGGACUCUGGUAUGACAGAGUCUGCUAUGUCAGAGCUUUCCAUCCGUCUCAAGCACCAUGACCGGAGUACCACGACUUUAUAGUCUGACAAAACACACAAAGCAACAAGGCUUGGAAAACAUGCUCUGAUGGUUAGCAGAGCUCUAGAGCAAAGGCUUGUUUCAGGAAGGGGCUUCAUCUAGGGAAAAACGCAACAGAGUCAUAGGCAUUUGACAAUUUUUUUGAUCAGGGAUCGGUGGGCGAUUUGUGUUCCAGACUGCUGACAGCAGCCAUUUUGUGCGAAGGGAGACAAAGAGGCAGCUGAUGUUCAUGGCAUAACAUACCGUGAACUUCCUGUAGAUCUGAGAAUCCCAGAUCUCCACAGAUGGCCAGAUGAAGAUGUGCCUCAUAGAAGAACACAUUAUGCACUUAGAACACGAACUCCAAAAUAGAUGAAGACUGUGUGUACAAGGUGUUUUCUAUUAUUAUUUAAUGCGAAUGGAGAAGUAGUGCUGGAACUGGUGAUGACAACGAAAACACCACCAGUUUCAGUUACAAACGUUCUUCCCUUACCGUUGAACAACUUGCUGGCCUACUCUUCAUUUCAGGGAAUGGACCAUCAGUUCAGAAAGUUAACCCAACACAUUGCAUCAAGUGGUGGGUUCUUGUGAGCCGUAAUUUAGUGCUAAGCACCCAGACCAAGAGCCUAACAAACUUAUGUCAAGGGUGCCUCAAGACAGUCACUAAUUUCAACCACAUACCAACAAAUUCCGGUUGUGCAAUUGGGAGUUGAACCCUCUUCCCCAAAACAUUGGACUUUCCACAAUAAGGAAAGUGGUAGCAAAAUGCAGUGGAAAGUGUGAGAGCCCUUGGGGGAGAUGCAGGCAAUUUUGAUUUAAAUUUAGGAUCUCGGGGGGGGGGGAACUAUUCUCCUGGGCUCCUGUCCACUACUCCUUUCCCCACCCCCAAAGUUUCCCACUUCAGGUUUUGUACAAGAAAUUGCGUGUAUUCCAGACAGAGAGGAGCUCACUAUGGCGCCAGCUAGCAGGCAGGCAUCAGUAGCUCACCAGAGCCUGCCUUUGAUGUCAGCCCAGGCACAUGAAGUAAUUGAGAAGAUAGUACCUUUUGAGUUUUGCAGUGAUUCUCAGGACAUAAAAGGACUUACUGACUGAUACCCCUUUAGCAUGUGCAAAGUGCCCUUUCCUUUAAUUUCUACAAAGGCCCCACACUUCUGGGAUUAAGGGGAAGAUAUUCCUCACUGGAUAAAUAGGACAUUUCCCCUGGAUGCCCAUCCUAGGCAAAUCCACCGUUCUGUGCAUGUGUUGCAAAUCCGCAGCCCCAGUUGAAAACCACCUUUUAAAGCCCAUAGUCCCAGUUUGCCACUUUGCCCAUUGCGCUUGGCAGGAUUUGAGUCAGGAGGACUGGGGGAAGUGGCAGCUUAGGAAAGAGAAAGAGGUGGCAUUUCCUUGGGUGGGUAGGGGAGCGAGAUGGAGAGUCCACUCGGCCAAUUCCAACUAUACAUGUACAGUAUGUUGGUGCAAGGAGGGAAGCCAGCUUAGCGCUAUUCCCAUGCAGAGCAGACAAAUUCCUACAGCUCGGCCUAAAUUCCCUGCAUGUCAGAGGAGGAGACACAUGUACUUUGAUUCCGAUUGCCUGCCUGAAUGAUGAUUUUCUCUCUCGCUGAAAUGAGAAGUUAAGAAAUGAACAAUUCUAUCUCUUAUUUAUAUAUUCAUAGAAAAAUGUCACAUCAGAAUAGUGAGCCGCUGAGUGGAUUAUCAUAAGCAUCAUUUGUAAUGUAGCUGUCUUGACUAUUAGCGGAUGAAAAUAUCUUUGAUUUUUAUCUUCCCUUGAAAGCUAGACCUGUGCUCAAUAACCUUAUUUUGUUCAACAGAAUGUAGCUUCUGUUCACCUUCAGGAAGUAUGUGAUCUUUGCAUACCAGCUGCAGUGUUAUCACGUUAAGCCAAAUUUGAGAAAGCCAGGGUUUCUGUUGUUAAAGGCUCUUUCUCAGGGAUCUUAGCGCUUGCUCUAGGGAUUAGAAGAGGACAUGUAGGGUCUGUGCAGGCCUUGUAAAGUGCAGAGAUGCUGAUGAAAUGUAACUCUUAGAUUGCAGGGAGAACCUUUGCACCAACACUACUCAGAAGCAUGGUGUGCUGGUAUAACAUGUAUACAUGACUGGAGAUUUGUAUAUUAAAUGCAAAUAAAUGUAAAUAAGUUGUAGUUAUGAUUGAAGAUUCAUAUAUUACACGUACCAAAAUGACAUUUGCUCUGCAUAUUUCCAUAUACUUGCAUUGUGGUGACAAUCCCAUUUCUGUAGGUUUGAAACUGUUUUGAGCUCUUGUUUUGUUUUACAACCAAGUGGCAAAUGCAUUUUACUAAAUAAAUAAAUAGAAAGCUUCCUUGUGCUGCAGCAAUGAAACUGCUGGCGCAUUUGCAAAGCUAAGCAGGGUCUGGUAUGGUUUCAAACUGUAUGGGGGACCGCAUGUUGAGAUUCCUGCAUUGCAGGGGGUUGGACUAGAUGACCACUGAGGUCCCUUCCAGCUUUACAAUUCUAUGAUUCUAUUGAGUAAAACCAUUGUCCUAUUGUCUUCACCAACUGGCUGUGUCUCUCCAUGGGCAGGAGUCUUUCGCGUGAGAUGCCAAGGAGUGAAACUGGGAUCUUUCGCAUACAUAGCAUGUGUUCUGCUGUCACUGAACUUCAGCCCUUCCUCCUGUUAUACAAAUAGUCCAGUAGGAAGCCAGCUGAAUUCCAUGUGCUCAGCUCUCACAGUUUGGUGCCUGUCCCCAAUAUAACAGGGGCAGAGUGUUCUCUUCUUUCUAGAUAAACAAACUCAGUGGUCAGUAGAAUUCCACCUUUAUGAAAUCAUGUACAGUUUGAUGCAGACUUCCCCCUAUUUUUUUAUAUAUUUUAAAAAUGCCAAGAUGGAAAAAGCCAUCGUGACUUGGCAACAUGAUAAAAGUUAAGAAUGAAUGGGCAUUCACUGGUGAGUCACCAAGGGCUCCACCAACAGUGUAUCAUCCUGUUGUCACCUUUUUGAAGUAAAUGAGUUGACCUAAUAAGGACCAGAUCUUCAACCGGAAUACAUAAUUUGUCUCCAGAUGCUCAUUUAUGCAAACCCAGAAUGAGAUUAUGCCACAUUUGCACCAUACCACUUCAAACAGUCUCGCAUAUACACCCAUGCAUAUUCAGAAUAAUAACCAACCGGGAUAGGUGAGGUGGUGCAUUGUGUGAUCAAAGCAAGUGCCUGGGUAGAGCUGGGCUUGGCACAAUUCUUGCCACUGGCCCCUCCCGCCCCAAAGCUCCUUGUAGCUUCCUUGGGCUUCUGGCGCUUCUUGCAGUCACAUUUCAGGUGGCCUUUCUCCCCGCACAUCAAAUGUUCAAACAGACAUCCUUCCUUUCCCAGACUUGUCCCAGACAGGCAUUUGAUUUACAACAAUCUCAUCUGCAGCAUUGGAGGAAUGAAAUUGCUAACAGGCUUCCCCCAAAUAAUUCUGGGAGGUGUAGUUAAGGGUACUGAGAUUUGUUAGGAGACCUCCUAUUCCUUUCAUAGAGCUACAGUUAGCAGAGUUCCCUGUAAAGUAGGUUUGAUUGCUAAACCACUCUGUUUGUUGUAGCUCUGUGAGGGGAAUAGGGCGAUACUAACAAUUCUCAGCACCCUUCUACAGCUAGCAGAAUUAAUGGGGGGAAGCCAUGACUUUUUAAAGUAAUAUCUAAGUGCAAUUAAUGUAUGUAGAAUUUCAAUUGGCUUUCCAUAUCCUGCCACUAGUGGGUGUGACAUAGCCAUGUGGGCUGGGAAGGGCACAUUCUGUAUAUAAUUUAAAAAAUAUUUUUCCCCGUUGACUUUUAAAAUAAAUCAUUUAGUGUAUGCUAAAGCGCUUGCUUAUUGAGGUGCUAGUAAGUGAUUAAUAACUCUUUUUUUGUUUUGUUUUUAAGUCAGCCACGUGAUUUGAAAGUUUGGCAAAAAUCAACAUGGCAUUAAAAUGACCCUAGUAAAAGCAGUGUGAUUUUAAAUUUGCAGUAAAACAAGUGCUUUUGCACAAAUUUUCAGACAGCAUUUUUUUUUUAGGCAGAAAUUUGAGUCGGCACCAAUUUUAAAAUGGCACAUGGUUAAAUAGAACUGGCACAAAUAGUGGAGGUGUGCAAAAAUAGAUGCAUAACAAUGAGUCUAUCCACCUGAUACAUCACUCCACGUGCCAAAGCAAGGCGCUGAGGUGAUUUAUAUUUACAGACAUUGCAUUACUAUUCUGUGUCGUCCCCCCCCAUAGUUGAAUUUUCUGUGAUCCGAAAGUAGGCAAAAGAAGCUUGUCAAAAACAUGGGAGAAUGGCCAUUGGAUAGCAGUGUCAUGUAGAUAUAUAUUUCAUAUUGAAUGGAGUGCUGAUUAUUUACAGGAAAAACAUCAAGGGAGUAAAAAAAGAAGAAGUCAUAAAUAUAUCAGCAGGUGUCAACAUCGCUCUUCCUUGGCCACCAACUAAAAUGUGGCACAGUCAAUUCUUGUUUACUUAUUUUGCUUCCUGGGUGAGAUGACAAUUAGAAGGAAGCAUCUCUUUCGUCUGUCCUGAAUUGUCCCACCCUUCAGCUUCAUUGGAUGAGAGAGGAAGAAAAACAUGCAUAUUUGCAUACACACACACACAGAGGCUGGGAGCCCCUGGAGGCUUCACCUGGGGCAAAAAACCUGGCUAGCCCCCUGUAGCUAUGGCUCUGACUUUUGUCCACAAUCUCUAGAGCAGGGGUAGGCAACCUAAGGCCUGGGGGGCUGCAUGCGGCCCAAUUGCUUUCUCAAUCCGGCCUGCGGAUGGUCUGGGAAUCAGCGUGUUUUUACAUGAGUAGAAUGUGUCCUUUUAUUUAAAAUGCAUCGCUGGGUUAUUUGUGGGGCAUAGGAAUUCGUUCAUUCCCCCCCCCAAUAGUCUGGCCCACCACAUGCUCUGAGGGAUGGUGGAGCAGCCCACGGCUGAAAAAGGUUGCUGACCCCUGCUCUAGAGGCUUGAAGAUGCUCUCGCUUCUAGAACAGGGUGUACCAAUGAAUAUAUGAAGACUGUUGCUCUGGCUUUCCUUCUCGGAUUAGUGUAGAAUGAUGCAUGGAGGGUGUUGUUGAUUGCCACAAAAUUUAAGGCGUUGCUUUUGGAAAUUGUGAUUCUUGUGGCACUCCAGCCUAUAAAUUGUGUUAUGUUUCAAACCUGAAAUGGCAUAUUGUAAAGAAGUGUUUCAGUGCAAUUAACUUAAUUACCUAGUGAGGACAGACUGUACAGCCAGAAACUGAUAGCAAGCAAAUAAAUGUAAAAGGUGUACUCAGAAAAUAUAAUCAGGCAGCUAUCCAAUAAGUCAGCUCACCAUGUUGCAAAUGUCUCUAAAAGCAGUAUAAGCAAAGGCUGUUAGAAUAUGUCUUGUAGACUUUUGCUUUGUUUGUUCUGAACUUAUGCAAAUCCACCAAGAUUUUUAUGGAAAAACAAGUCAGUAUCCCUGGUAAUUUGUGGAGGAAGGAAUAGACAGCUCGGCAUUAUUGGCCACCCAACCUAGAAUAGUUUUAGGACUCUGGAAGAGCUAUAUCCUAGGACAGCUUUGCUGAAUAUUCCUUCUAUGUUUUUGCAGGAACUGCUGUCAGUUUCAGCCUCCAACAGCUUCCAAAGAGAUCACAGUGGGGAUAAGGGUUUGGGGCUUUCUGCUUCCCCUUGCUGUCCUCUUCAAAAAUGAGAGGCCUAGACUGCAAUCUGAACACUGCUUACCUGGCCGCAAGCCCCUUCGAAUUCAGUGGGACAUUUCUGAGUAGAUAUGGUUAGUAACUGUUUGUGCUUAUGUAGCAUUUACAGUUGGCUAAUAUUUCAUUUUUUCCAAUAAAUCUUGAUGGCAGAGGUGCUUGGUUGCUCUAAUUCCCUCCCACUCUCCCCCAAAUCAUGGCCUCUGGCAAGCAUAAUACAUUUGUCGAAUGAAUGAAUGAAUGAACUUGAUGUAGUCAUACUGUGUUUUAUUGAGGUGUGGGGAGAGGGUGGCGCUGUGGUCCAAACCACUGAGCCUCUUGGGCUUGCUGAUUGGAAGUUCGGCGGUUUGAAUCCCUGCAACAGGGUGAGCUCCCGUUGCUCGGUCCCUGCUCCUGCCAACCUAUCAGUUCAAAAGCAUGCCAGUGCAAGUAGAUAAAUUGGUACUGCUGCGGCAGGAAGGUAAACGGCAAUUCUGUGCGCUCUGGUUUCUGUCACGGUGUCCCUUUGUGCCAGAAGUGGUUUAGUCCUGCUGGCCACAUAACCAGGAAAGCUGUCUGUGGACAAACACCGGUUCCCUCGGCCUGAAAAGCGAGAUGAGCGCCGCAACCCCAUAGUCACCUUUGACUGGAUUUAACCGUCCAGGGGCUUUACCUUUACCUUUUUAUUGAGGCACAAUGAAUUGAUUGUGUUUCCCCUUAGGAUACUUCCUGCUGAAGGCCUGUGCUUAGAAACCUACCAGGCUGGGUGAAUUAGCAAGUUUCCACAGAUAACACACAAGUGGCCUAGGUUCAUAUAUGAAGAACACACAGUUGCAUGAGCAGGUAACCAUAAAAGGAAAUAUAUAAAUAGGCUAUACAGUGGUACCUCGGGUUACGUACGCUUCAGGUUACAUACGCUUCAGGUUACAGACUCCGCUAACCCAGAAAUAGUGCUUCAGGUUAAGAAAUUUGCUUCAGGAUGAGAACAGAAAUCGUGCUCCGGAGGUGCAGCGGCAGCGGGAGGCGCCACUCGCUAAAGUGGUGCUUCAGGUUAAGAAUAGUUUCAGGUUAAGUACGGACCUCCGGAACGAAUUAAGUACUUAACCCGAGGUAUCACUGUAUCUCUGAAACCCUAUUAACAACUUGGGUGCUGUACUCUUUCUCUUGUUGCUAGUGGUGACAGACAGGGAGUAGGUGGAGCCAGAGACAAUGAAAGGCAGAACCAGGUGAGGAGACAUGUGAGGGCUACCUGAGGGUGAUUCUCCACUUGUCCUCAUAGACCAACCUCCACUGCUUGAGGCCCACAUUUCAGGGAUGUGGGCAUAUCAUUCAACGCAGUGUGGUUUCCAAACUGUGCUGGGGUUCUUUGGGUGCUUACCUGGGGUUCCUCAGUGAGAAGGUAAGUAAUGGCAGAUAAGCAUUCCUGGAUAAUUGUGUGCCUACCAUUGCUGAUCUUCCUCUGGUUGUCUUUUUAGUUUGCAUAGGGGCACAGUGAGGCCAGCCGACCAUGUGAACCUAGAUCAGAAGCUCCCAAACUGUGGUCUGUGGACCACAGAUGAUCUGCGAGCUUUAUAAAAAUAGUUACAAAAAAAAAUAAAUCACACAGUAUCUAGCACAGUGCAUUUCAAUUGCUACAACAGACAGAAAAAAAUCAUCAGCCAGGACCCAAUUUUCAAGUGGUUUGCAGGGAAGGGGCAAGAUUAGUAACCACUGUCCUAGAAUAUAGUUAAGCAGUUGCUUUUUCUUUUAAAGAAAGUAGUUAAGUUAAACUUAGCAUAUAUUAUAAAUUAAUUGUGAGAGAUAACUUUUUAUAUCAGAUGCGUAGGUAAAAAUGUGUUGGAUCGUAAGGUACUCCUAUAAUGGUAUACUUAUGGUCUUAAUGGCUUAGUUUUGACAUCACACUAAACAAAACCAUGGUUGAAUGUGAGUGUGUGGGCUCCAGGAAGGAGGCUGCAACUGCUUUUCUCAACCAAGGAGGAGAAAAGCAUUUGCACUCUCCUUCCUGGAAUUUUCCAUCUGUUUUAGCUCUCUGCAGGCUAACCAAGAGCUGUAACCAGUGCUUACCUUAUGGCCUAUGGCAUGCUGUUUGCCCAUGAGUCUGGGCUUGGAUGACACACUAAACCAAAGUAUGGUUUAGCUCAGGGCGAUGCAGCAGCAAAUGGAUUAGGAAAGAGCGAAGCAACUGCAAUCUCCUCUCCAGAAGCCUGCAGAUUAAUGCUAAGCCAUUGUUUGCAUGGCAGGCAAAUGAGGCAAGCAGGUUUUUAUUUUAUUUUAUGAUGAGUGUAUGGAGAAAAGUGUUGGGUAUCUUCUGCUUGAUAAUAGAUAACAAAGCAAGUGUCCUUCAAGAUGAAUAACCUGGCCACUUCGAGAGCUUUAGUCUUGUUUUAAAUGUCUUUGUUGCAUUUGUGUUUUUAACUGUUUUUAAUUAUCUUUUAUGUAAAUAACAUUGAGACAGUAGUUUAGAAGGUGUUAAAAUAAUAAUAAAACUACGCUUUGUAAUACUAUUUUCCUGACUUUAAAAUAACAUAUGUGUUUCUCAUCCCAUUGAAUACUACUGUUUUUUCCCCUCUGAAGAAUUUCUAGCCCACUUUCCUAGCUAUGAUAAUGAAGGUGGCUUAAAGAUUAAUUUCUAGAACCUAGCAAGACUAAGACAGACGUGUUAGGUCCUGCUAGACAGUCACCAUUAGGAGAAAAAAUAAAUCACUAAUUAGAUAAUUUCCUGGCUUUGGGGAAAAUAAUCAUUUUAAGCAAGACCACUGCACUGGUUAUUUCAGUCUGUUCUCUUUUGGGUCAUCUCGCUCUAAAUCGCCGUGACCCACUUGCCAGAUGUGAUGAGCUCCAGAAACCUUGUGCUAAUUAUUUUGGCCGAGUUUUCUAAGCUGGUUACAGUUUAUAGCUGUGCCAGCAAGAACUGGGAGAUUAUUAUGGUUAUUAUUUAUUCAAACAUGCUGUGCAGACAGGCUUUCUUCACAUACUGUCUGCUAACUUCUGUUGACUUUGAAAUGUCUUCAUUCUCCUGCUUCCUCUUUUCUGUUCUACUCUUUCUCCAAAUCCGUUUUCAUUCCUUUUCACUAUUUGGGUAACCUUAUACCUAAACCGUAUCCUCCAAAGCACAGCAGUACCUUUCUUCCCUCACUGCUCCUUACCAUUGUACUUCUUAACUCCUCAGGGGUGCCAACUUGAAUAAAAUAUUGUGGGAGUCCAGGUAAACCCCACCCUGGUUAAUCGUUCACAUGACACAGUGCACACACACCAUUUGAAUGGGAAUGCCCAUCAACUUUGCGGGGGCUCAACCCCCUCAAAUAUUUUUUGAAGCCCCCACAGCCCCUAGGAGUUGGCUCCUGUGUAACUCCUGGUUCCUUCCAUUCAUGUGUUAGGUUUACGUGCCUGUGUAAAACUAACCUCCACUCUGUCAUUCUCCAACCGCUUCCCCCACUUCACUAUUUUUUGGAGGGUGGCAACACAAGAACGGGGACUUCUCUGCAGUGGCUCCCCAUUUCUGGAAUGCUCUCCCCAGGUAGGAUCGGUUGCCUCCUUCAUUAUACACCUUUAGGGAGGCUUGCCUGGCAUCUUCACUACAUAUCUUUAGGCACCAGGCGAAAAUGUUGGGUUGAUUGACAUCUGAUGCCCUUUUAAAAUGUGUUGUGGAAGGGGAGGAAUUAUUGGGUUUCUUUGUUUGUAUUAUGUAUUUUCUGUUUCUUGUGGUUUUAUGUCGUGAACCGCCCUGAGAACGGGAAUAGGGUGGUAUACAAAUUUUAAUACCGCAUUUUUCACCCCAUAGGACGCACCGGCCCAUAGGACGCACCUAGUUUUUUGGGGGAGAAACAGAACAGGCUGCUAUCCGCUAGCCGUGGGAGAGCCGCGUGACUUUGCGCGGCUCUCCCACGGCUAGCGGAGCACUGCGCGAAGCCCGAAGCUUGGAGUGUGCUGCGUCUCCCACGGCUAGCGGAUAGCUUCCUGAAGCCUGGAGAGCGAGAGGGGUCGGUGCACACCAACCCCCCUCGCUCUCCAGGCUUCAGCGAAAGCCUUCAUUCGCCCCAUAGGACGCAUACACAUUUCCCCUUCAUUUUUGGAGGGGAAAAAGUGCGUCCUAUAGACCGAAAAAUAUGGUAAUAAUAAAAUAAUAAAAUAAAUCCCCCUGUCCUUCUUUCCUUUGACUGUCUAGCCCAGGGGCACCCUGCAAACGUUUUAGACUAUGGACUUGGUUAGAUAUGGUAAAGAAAAAGUGAUUUAUAUGCGUUGUAUGUGCGAUGCAACAUUGUGCCAGCAGAUGGCGACGUGGAGUCCCGUUUUUCUCUACCUGUUUUUCCUGUUUCAAUUUACAACGCUUUAAACUGGAACACUUCUUUGAUGUGUCUUAGAUCCAGCCUAUGACUCCCAACAUCCUCUGACCAUGGGUAAUGCUGGCUGGGGCUGAUGGGUUUUUGGAGUCUGUAACAUCUUGAAGGUCCCAGGUUGGCUACCCCUGGCUUAAUCUCAUUAGAUUGUAAGACUCAGGACUGGGGCAGCAACUUGUGCAACUCUGACUGCACUUGGCAAAAAUGGCAGGUCAGUCAUGCUGGAGGCAGAAGAGCUUCACAUUGCCCUGACUUGCUGCAGCCAUAGGGGAAAAUCGGUGGGGGGUUAAGUGGAGAGUAAUCCAAACUAUUUCCCCCCGCUGUUUAAAUUGGAUCCAAAGCCAAACAAAUAGUAAUUGUGUCGCACAUCCUGAAUUUGAAACCGAGCCAAAACAGGAUUUCACUACUGUUGUAAAAUAAAGACAGGUCAGCUCCCCGCUGCGAGGAAGAGCUGCAGUUCAGCAGCCGAUCCCGUGCGUUGCACGCAAAAGGUCAUAGGUUUAAUUCCUGGCAUGGCUAGGCAGGGCUGAGCUUGCCUUCUGUCUGAAACCUUGGAGAGUCACUGCCAGUUUGUGCCGACAGUACUGAGCUAGGUGGACCAGUGGUCUGAUUUGGCCAUCCUGUGUUCCUAAGAGUGACACAUUCCUGCCCCCUAUUCACUGUCUCUCUCCCAACCCACCUGCAACUCUUUGUUUCUGAAAUUGCCUCCUUAAAAUCCCACAAAGCAAGCAUUCUCCCUGGGCUUCCCUGCACUCUCAGCCUAACCUCAUCAGUGAUGUGCCUGGAAAUAAGAAAAUAAUUAUUAUGGGGCCCCAGCAUGUGGUGCCAGUUCUUCCGCUGUAAGACAGCAGAAUGACAGCCUUUGUUACCAACUCAUACAAACUGCAAAACAAGUGAAAGUAGAAUGACCAGAGGCAAAGGUUCCUGCACCUUUAACCAUUGUGUAGAAGAGGAAAUUCCAGCAGGUAGAACACCCAUAUGCUGAAAUCCCUUUUUCUGUACAGGAGCCCUGUCCUCUUUUGCGCCACCCCCCCGCCCCCACCCCAGUGGAAGCCUCCAUAUGGGUCAAAUGUGAUGUUUCUAUUGUCCAGAUCUAGGAAACCUUGACAUUCUGUUUGGCAGACUGGGUGGCCUCCAUUAAGGGAAUUCCAAGCAAUCAAGCUUUCUGGAAAGUGUGUGUGAAAUCAAGGCUAUUUACAGACACCACCAAAUUUAUAAGGGUGCUCUUUCAGAAGGCAUUUGAUUGUAUCUCCCCCCCCCCAAAGAAUGCUUUGUUUCUUCCCCUUAACUCUUGUAGUUUAAUAUAGCUUUAUUCAGAUUGUGGCCUUACUAAUUAUAUCCCUACUAUGUGCAGAUAUAAAUAGGUUGACUGGCGCUGGAGCAGUUGCCAUCCUUGCUCUUUUCCACUCUACUAAUUUGGUUCACGGGGAGAAUUCUCCAUGCUGCAGUUUGAACCAGGAAAACAGAAGCACUUUUUUUAUUAUCUCUCAUCUGUUUUGACUAUCUACUUAACAGCUUCCAGGCUUUGCGGGGAAAACCCCUCUGUACAGAGACUCAAGAGGGAACUAGAUGUGGUGUUUGACAUGCAGCUGCUUCCAAAAAUGUCAGCCUAUGUGAAGCUUCCCCUUUCUGGUUUAGUCAGCCUUGCCUCUUGCAUCUCCCUGCAUUAUCCAGACCUCGUUGCACAUCAAUAGCUAUCUGUGGUUGGGAAACGAAGGGAACUCGCAUGGGCUGAUAUGGGUGCCUGGUACAGAGUGGGGAUGGGUGGGAUUUGACCUGGCAUAUUUCAGUAGCAGCUCUGAGGCAAAACAACAACAACAACAACAACAACAACAACAACAACAACAACAACACUAAUAUUUAUACCCUGCUCAUCUGGCUGGGUUGCCCCAGCCAGUCUGGCUUGCUUCCAAUACAAAAAAAGCACUGCUAAUCUAAUAUGUUGCAGAAUCCAACCAAACAAAGCUUGGCUAUAAUGCUUCUUUGGGUUUGUGGGGAGAUCUGUUUCUCUCCAUAUUCAUAUAUUCCUGCCCUUCAUAAAGAUGGGUUUUGAUCUGUCUUCUUUGCAGCUGUACAUGUGGCAUCGCACAGCUUCCCAUGACGGUAUAAUUACACUUUUACACUCCUUGAACAAGGGCAAAACUAGGCUUUAUUUGAUUAUCUGUAGAUCUCUGUAUGUGUGACUAUUGUUGUCCCCGCAUAGCUAUGACGGGGUUCUGACACUACUGAAUUCUUCAGAAUAUGUCUGGGAAACAUUUAAAAGAAAUAAAAGAAACUAGGUACAAUUCCUGUGUAAACCAUUUGCGAUCUCAUACAACUCCCUGCCUUUUGAUUAGGACUUGUACGGAAUAAAUUCCUAGAAGAUUGUGCCUAGGCAAUCCUUUUUCUCCUUGCUGGGACAAUCUGCCCAGCAGUGGUGCUUGAAUCAACGUGUCCUGUGUUUUUCUGCUUGACUAAGGGUGGCCCCUAUAAGUCCUCCUUCAAAAGGGCUUGAGAGCCUAUAAAGCUUUUCAGAGAGAAUUGGGAGCUGAAACAUGUUCAGCUAGAGAUGAAACUGUUUCCAGAUGGAUUCUUGCGCUUUGGUCAAACAUCAGAAGCUUGCAUGUAAAACAGCGGUGUUUAAAUUUCUUAAAUGCAUCUCUGUCCAAAGAGUAGGACACGGGCAGCUAACAGCGCAAUCCUAUAUUCAUUUACCCAUUUACUCCUAAUGAGUUCAGUGGGACUUACUCCCACAUAAGUGGAUAUAGGAUUUUAGCCUGUUAGUUCAUGCCAUGUCUGUAAUUGGCUGAUAUGCACAUGCUCUUAUAAUUGUGAGCAGUGCAGUGUUGGAAAAGGGGACUUGAUACCUUUCAUGAGUGGUGGGUCCUCCAAAACUAUAAAUUCUAUUCGCAGAAAACGAUAUGGAUCUUCCGUGACCAUGUAGAGCCCCGUUGUGAGUAAUUAAAUGCCCCUGUUGGCUCCUCCUUUGGUUUCUACUGCUAGAACUGAGAGUGUGAAACUAUUUGCCCUCUUGGGAGUUUUAUCUUUACAGCUCCUACUACUAAACAUGCUGUGCUUAUCUUGGCUGGCUUGAUGCAGACAGGCAGAAUAUAAAUGUGGGCAUCCACCCCCCCACUCCCGAAAUGGCCUUUGCAGCUGCACCCUAAUGAUGAUUUGCUUUGUAAAGUGCUAUGCACAUAGAAGGUACUAUAAGGGGCGGGGGGGAACCAUAUACACCCGUAAUCAUAAUGGCUACAAUAAUCUGAAACAACUUACAAUUGUUUGCUUUUCACACUCCCAUGUCAUAUACCUCAUAUCUUACCGGAGUUUGAGGCUCCAGGAAGCAAACAGUUAAAUGUCUGAUGCUAGUGCUAGGAUUGGGGCUCAGUGCUUCAUUGCUCCCCAACCUAGAUGAGGCAACUCGUGCAAAUGGUAUGUUCUCUCCAUCCGCCUUUGACUUUUCUUGCUGCUCUGUUCAAAGUGAGUACUGCUAGGAGGUGGGUAAUUCUCAUGGUCUCAGGACCCUGGCAAAUGCCCAGUCUUGCUAUCUUCUGAUUCAUAGAAUCAUAGGAAGGAAUCCCGAGGAUCAUCUAGCCCAACCUCCUGCAAUGCAGGAAUCUUAGCUAGAUAAUACAUGACAGGUGGCUAUCCAAUCUCUGCUUAAAAACCACCAAGGAAGAAGAGCCCACCAACUCUUUUGGGAGUCUGUUCCACUGUUGAACACCUCUUACUGUCAGGUAGUUCUUCCUGAUGUUUAAUUGAAAUCUCAUUGCAUGUAACUUGAAUCCAUAGGUUCAGGUCCUAGCCUAGCAGGAGAAAACAAGCUCACUCCAUCCUCCACGUGAAAGCCCUUUAGAUGUUGGAAGAUGGCUAUUAUAUCUCCUCUCCUCUUACCCAGACUAAACAUACUCAGCUCCUUCAACCGUUCCUCAUAAGGCUUGGUUUCCAGACCCUUGAUCAUCUUGGUUACCCUCCUCUGCAGCUUGUCAAUAUCCUUCUUAAAUUAUGGUGUCCAGAAGUGGACACUGUAUACCAGGUGUGGUCUGAAGCUGCCUUUGUAUCCUGCAAAUAUUUUCUGAAUCAGGCCGGAAAGUGGAAUUAAAGUUUUCAGGGCUAGAAUUCAUUUGGGUCUGCCUAACAUAUAUUUUUAACUAAGUUUUUUUGUUUUUCCACACCCAUGUCACAAACAGCUUUUGAGUUCCCCUUGACUUGUUAUGUGGCGACCCUGCUGCUUGAGAAGGAGACAUCCAUAGUCCCCUUUCCACAGUUCUUUGGGUCCUGAACCAUGUGUUCUGCAUAUGACACUGUGGGAAAAACACCAUUGUUUAGACAGCAAGUUCUUUCUUUAAAAUGUAUUUUUAUUAAAGAUUUUCUUGAUUUACAAAAGUAUGUGCAAUGUCUCUCUCUCAUAUUCCCCCCCCCCGUAACAUUUUUACAAAUCACUUUCAUUUGUUGAGACAUUAGGAAGAAAAGGGGGAAAGGGGGGGGGAGAUGGGGGGGUCAGGUGACAAUGUUUCUAUUUUACUUAAUAUAUGUAGGGUUUGGUGUCAGCAUUGCUUGUGCAGGUUCUUUGCUGUUCACUUGUGUUCCUUUGGUGGUGAGAGAGGUUGGGGUUGACCUAGGGUGUGGUUGUUCAUUUGGGGUUGGCUGUGGUGGUCUUUGUUUUCGUGUGUGAGUGGGGUGGGUGGGUGUUUUGGAUCAGGUUAGCCAUAUUGAUUUGUAUGUUGUUGGUGGAUUUUUGUCAUUGUCUUGUUGGACUGUGUGUGUGAUAAAGGGGAGCCAUACCGAGGCGAAGGCGUCUUCUUCUAUUUGUCCCCGUGUCAGUUUCAGUUUAUUGGUUAAUUUUUCUAGUAAGGCUGUUUCCCAUACUAUUUGGUACCAUUGGUUCAUGCUUAUUCCUGACAGGCCUCUCCAGUGUGUCUGGUUAUGAUGCUUCUGGCUGCUGAAAGUAGGUGGAUUAUGAGUUCUUUGUGGUGUAAGUGGGCAUUAUUGUCUUGGAAGAUGUUUAGUACAGCAGGUUAUUUUUGAUUGGCAGGAGGCUAUUGCCAGGAAGUGCUCUCAAACAGAACAGAUAAUGCCACCUUGGCAUUUUUAACUUCCAGAGUACAAUAGAGCAGAGUGUGAAAAAUGCUAGGCCACAACAAUGCUGGCUUUUAACAUAAGGUCAAGGUGGAAGGGCUGCUUUAACCUUAAGGUUUUGGUGUCCUUAAGGGUGGCAACGUGAGUGACAGAGUAGCACUCCUAUGCAAGCCAUAGUGAAAUGUAUAGGACUGCACAAAGUUCCAUUUCAACAGAGUAUGUGCAGAUGGAAACUCAAUAGUAGACUGUCUUUCCUUGUCUGCUUUAGGGCUGAAGAGACAAUAAACUCCAAAUUAUGCCCUUGGCAUGCCAGAUUUCUUUAGUGUCUGCCUUUAACCAUUCAAAUUUUGCCUAGCAACUCUCCUUGACUACAUUAAAAAGGGCCAGUAGUUUUGAGAACCUAUUGUAGGAAACUGGUUAUACUACAGCUCAGUUUGGACAUCAUAUCAAACCAUGGUUUGCACUAACUAUGGUUUAGAACCCAAGCCAACAUUUGAGCUUCUAAAUAUGCUACCAUUUAGAGCUGUUUUCCUGAUUUAAUUUUUGCCUUCUCAGAGUUCCAUCUUUGGGUUCAGUGGGCUCCGAAGGCUGAACAUUUACUAUAAUUAAGGUUUGUCAAUUCUGACAUUAAACCAUAUUUGGCACAAAUCAUGGUUUGCAAACUCGUUUAAAAGCCUGGUUUCUGAUUGAAUUUCCCAGCUGAUCCCAGACUGUGCUUUGCGAGUGCAGACGUUGCAACAAGCCACAGUUUGACCUGACGUCUAAACUGAGCUAACAGUUGUUAGAGAAAGCCAAGAACCUAGAUCAGUGGCCCAUCCUUUUGUCAGGGACUGGACACCGGAGGAGGAAUGGUGGAGACAGCCCCCCUCCUUCUCUUGAACCUUCCUGAGAAGAGGAGGGCAGUAUAGAACUACAACAGUGGUUUGCAGAAGGUCAUGACUCUGAGACAGAAGAGGGGAAAAGCUAGGAGAUAAUGGAAGAGGAGGGAGGGGGCAGCAGAGCCAGAGUAUCUGGCUGGCACUUUAUCAUUAGAAAGCAUUUCUGACCACCCCCUUCUCCUAGAACCCAGCAUGCAUUGAGAGUAGUAGAACAGAAAGCUCAGAGGCAGAAAGCACAGAUUAGCUGGUGCAGGGAAGAUGUACAAUAGGAGAGGCAGAAGGGGGGGUGCUUUACUUGGAGCAACACCAUUAUCUAGGAGAGACGGCAUUUCUACAUUGUCUCUCUGUAAUAUUGAAUAAUAAAAGACUUGGUAAGAACUCUUCUUUUUUUAAUCUGCUUCUUGGCUGCCACCAUGGGAGGGAUCGGAUUCUCUGAAGCCUGACACUAGUCCAGAAUCUUGCUCUUGCAGUGGCUGCCCAGAUGCUCCUGGGAAGUCCACAAGCAUGAUUUGAGCACAUGAGCAUGUUCCACUCCUGUGGUUUCCAGCAACUGAAAUUCAGAAGCAUUGCUGCCUCCAACUGUGGAGGCCGAACAUAGCCAUCAUGACUAGUAGCCAUUGAUAGCGCUCUCCUCCACUGAUUUGUCUAAUCCUCUUUUAAAGCCAUCUAGAUUGAUGGCCAUUGUUGCUUCCUGUGGAAGUGAGUUCCAUAGUGUAACUGUGUACUGCAUGAAAAAGUACUUUCUUUUAUCUACCCUGACUCAACAUUCAGCUUCACUGGAUGUCCAGUAAGUUUCCCUGUGUCACUGCAUCUCAACCAACAUGCACCCAGCACUACCUACCAGGCCAUCUGGGUGACGGGCAAUAUCUGCAACGUUUGGGUCAGGCAGGCAAUUCACAUUGCGGUCUGUACGCCCACCACAUCCCCAACUAUCUUCUAGUGAUCAAAUCAUCCACUAUCACAAUCCUCCCACCCACCCACCAGAGAAUUAUCCUCAGCACAAGAGGACAAAUGGAAUUUGUCCCUCAAGGAAUGUGCUUUCCAAGGGAAUUUCCUCUCCCUCAAUACCUAAUAUGUAACCUAAUCCUUAGGACACUUUUGUCGUGUUUCCCAUAUCAGUGUAAAUGUCAAAAAGCCUAAAAUUUUAAGAUGAAAUUAUUUCUCCAUUGACUUCAAUUUUACAAUUCCUCCCCCUUUUACUGCUUUGCUUUCCUUUCCUUGGUAACUCAAGAUGCUUCUCCAGUUUGCUGGCAGUGUGGGUGUGAGAAAGACAUCUGUGUACGCUAGUUAGCAUGGGAGUCUGGGGGGAAAAACACGCUAAGAAGGUAGGCAAAGAAAGACUGCAGCAGCAUGAGGCAAUCCGCAGGCUGCCUGCUUAGUACGGUUCCAACAUAAUCUUCCGUGGGCACCUCCCUCUGUACAACUGGUGGCCACCAGGAAUAAGCCAGAUCACAGUUAAUAAGUCAGCUGUCAUGUCCCAUAGAAAUGUAGGUAACAUGGUGGCCAGAGGCCACAUGGAAAGAUAUGCGAGUUGCCACAUAGGAAGCAUUUAGGUCCAGGACAGGACCAAUACACUUGUGUGUGUGUGUGUGUGUGUGUGUGUGUGUGUGCAUGCGCGCGUGCGUGCGCAGCAACUCUGGAGUCUGAAAAGCAUAGUACAGUCCCAUUGGCCUUUCCCCUCUGUGGCCCAGAAGGUACACAAACAUUCAAAUCUGGCUGGUUCUGAAAGAUGUGAGCGUUCCUGGGUUUCCCAGGAGGGCGUGCUAAGCACAAUCAGUGCCAGGUUGCAGUUGGGCAACAAGAAGCAAAAGGAACCCAGGCCAGCCAACAGACUUAGUCCUGACACCGUCCAUGUUCAUAUAAUUAGUAUAUUCAUCAAUACCUGUUUCUUUUCAGUGGCUAUUUGUUGUCCACAAAUUUCCCAGGGAUUCUGCAGAGUCUUUGAAAAUGCCUCUCAAAGAGCACACACAAAAGCAACACAAAGCUUUAAAGCCACCUCUGAGGGUUACAGUGUCCACAGGGACGAGAAAUGUUGUUUUCCGUUUUGUCCCCGUUUGGGAAAUUUAGCAUCCUGUUAUUCAUUUAAUUAAACUGGUUCCUAUAAAUUAAUCAGGGUCAAUUGUGUUUAUGUAUGCCAAUAAUUCAUUUAGAGGCCAUUAUACGACGAACAGCUAAAUAAAUAUAUUUAUUUAGAAAUCAAUUAUAGAAAUUACAUGUUGCAUACAGAGAUGGAGGCUGAUGGCUUUAGUACAGCAGUUUAUGUCAGAUUAAUUGUAGAGAGUUAUAAUAAAGCAAUGGUUAUUUGCAGUGAAUGGCAGGGAACACCCCUGUUUCCGGGGUGGUGGAGGAGAGGGAAACAGUGUGAAUUAAUGAUGCAUUUAUAUGUUGCAAUAGUAUCCAGAGAGGAUUUGAGACUCAUAUAUGGCAGUACUCUUGUAAUUUCUAUUUUAUGGGUGUAAUAUACAAAGAACAUCUCCCCCUAUUUUUUAUUGCACAUGAAGGACAUGAUUCAGUGAAAAGUUCUGCUGUGCAAGCCACAUUGAAAUGAAUGCAUGUCAUGUUAAGGCAAUAUGCUUGACAGCCAACCCAGCACCUUGGAAGUCAGGCACAGGUUUACUUCUUCCGAUUCAGCUAGGGAGGAGCCAGAGCCAGAGAAGCUGCCUGGAUAGCUCAGUAUGUAGAGCGUGAGACUCUUAAUCUCAAGGUCAUGGGUUCGAGCCCCACGUUGGGCAAAAGAUUCUUGCAUUGCGGGGUUAGACCAGAAUACCCUCGUGGUCCAUUCCAUCUCUAAAAUUCUAGGAUUCUAAGAUCACCCCUCCAAUAGCUAUUGAUUCAGUACCAGCGUAAAGUGAUUCAACCAAUCACCUUUCCUGUGCUCUGUCUUAUGGUGCACCUUAAAUAAAAGCAUUCAACAAUUCUUGUAAGCCUUACAGAGUACAGCAUGAUAGUUCUAAACUGGAGGUCUAGGCUCUUUACAUUCAGUAUUUUUUGUCCCGCUUAAAGGCAAUUCACUGAGUGCUUGAAUCACCUAUGCCAACAAUCCUAUCCCCUCAUUAAGAGUGCCUUCCUCCAUUCCAUCUGCCAGAGAGAUUAAAAUGGGAACUGAUGGGCAUGGAGCAAGCUCUCUGAAAGUGUUUGCCCAUGCUCUCUCCAGCUGGUUUCCCUAGCUCUUCCCUCAUUUGCCUCCGUCAUGUGCCAGUCUGCCUGCAUGCAAGUGAGGAAGCAGACAGGUUUUCUGUGUGAUCUUCUGUGGUUAAUCCCACCCCCUCCAUUUUUAGUGUAUGUGGAUUUUAUUCAUGUUUUAAAUGGUUUUUAUUAUGUUGCUUUGUUUUCUUAGGUCCCCUUAAAUGACAGGGGAGGUUGGAUAAAUUAGUGAAAUGGAAAUGAAUGGGUUGUGGUGGCCCUAGGAUGGCCCCUGAUUAUGGCGCAGACAGGGAGGACAAAAUUUGUCUUGAGUAUGAUUUGUGAGAAAUUAGAUACAUGUUAAGUACACUUUCAACCCCUCCUAGGAGGGCCUUACAGACGCAUCUUUAAAUUUGUGGGACCAAAGACAAAAAGGAAUGGCUAAGGUAUUGCUGCAGGCCACCCCAAUCCCUGCUGAGCCGUGCAUGGGCUUCCCAGGGGUCUUAGCCCUCCACCAGGGUCUGUGCUCCUUUGGAGAAUUUAAGACAGGGCUUUAAGAAAUACGAUUUAUUCACGUACUUACACCUGAAUUUAGAUAGAGGGAGUCCAGAUUUUACAGCAUGGUCAUCUCAAGAGAGGCUUGUUCUCCACAGCAAUGCAGCAUUUGCAUCCAAGGCAUCUCUUCCAGCCUGCCUUCAGCCAGCCUUCCCAAUAUGGACCCAGCCUUUUCCUAGCUAUUCCAAGCCUCAUGCCAAAGGCCCCAAACACUCCUGCUUACCCUGGCAACUGUCCAAAUCCCCAGUGUCUGUCCACACCUCACAGCAGUGGGAAAGGACAGUUCCCUUCAUUGCCAAUGGCCCUCAGUGGCCUUGCAUUGUUUCUUAAUGGCCCUAGCUUGGCCAGGUCCUUUUUGCACAGGCUAGCCCAGCAAUUUCUCUGCAGCUUGUAUUUCUUCCUUUAUUAAUUUAUAGGUUUUGGGGGGACUCCCACCCCCACCCCGCAAACAUAUAAUAGUAUUAAGUUUCUUUAGGCAACAACAUUGCUAACCAUCACAGUAUCUGCAUUUGAGAAGUUACCUUUAUCUCCUUCAUCCUGCUGUGUUGGAUAACAGAAGCAUGCAUAAUUUGUACUACUUGCAACAUUUUAUAUUUUAGCAUGGGGCCAAAGGUUAAAAUGUGGAAAACUGGAUUAUAGAUUUGGUUGCAGUGGGUUCUAUGCUAGUAGCUGUGGCAGCUCCAGUAAAGGCAAUGCUUAAUUUGUUUCAGUGUAACUGAUACUAGAAUUACGUGCUGUGUAUUGGAAAAUUCUGCCUUCACUUGCCUGCUUGUAUUAUUGAUGCCCUCUUUUUAGAGAUACAAAAGAAAGGACCCAAUGCCUACUUCUAAAAACAGCUCCUAAUCAUUUGAUUAUUGCUGUUACGUUAGGCAUUAAAGACAUAAAAGGCAAAUUUCAUCUUGAGGGUAAGCGCAGAAGGAUCACCGGGCUUAUUAGCAGCACUCACGUGUGUGUAGCUGUAUCCGAGGACUGAAUUUGGCUCCUUGCCUAAGGUUUCAGUAGAUCAUCAUGUAGCUAGGGCUGUGAGCUAACAGAUCCAUUCUUUAUUUACCGCAGGCGAACACAAUGAGAGUAACGUUUCAUUGA
Messenger RNA from Podarcis lilfordi (Lilford's wall lizard), 56560 nucleotides. The record is from the annotation of a GenBank genome assembly. Lineage: Eukaryota; Metazoa; Chordata; Lepidosauria; Squamata; Lacertidae.